UGUAUUGUUUUUUGGUAUUUAAAAAGAUGUAAAUACAGAUGGAAUUUAAUAAAUACAUCGAAGUAUGCUUCAUUCAUAUAUGAGUUAAAUCUAGUUGUUGCCACAACAGACUAAAUUUUAAUUUAUUAGGCCAAUGUUGAAUCAGAACCAUUCAGAAUGUGAAUGAGUCUAAGUCUAACUACUUACUCUACUACUACUGACUGAACUAGUACUACUACUCAAUAUACUAUAGGCACUAUAGGCUAUAUGCCUACUUAUUAUUAUUAGAAAUUCUUAUUAGUAAGUUAUAAGACUUUUAUUAUUAUUUAUUUAUUAUAUAAAUAUCAUCAUAAUAUGAUACAUUUUAAAUCUGUAUAAUACUAAUAAUACAGAUGUAUAUAUUUAAUGUAUCCUACCUAAAAAUGAAUAAGUAUAGUAUAAGAAUGGGCAGAAGUCUCUGACAAAAACAAAGCUCAGAAAAAUAGAAAAGAAGUGGGCCAGUGGGUGGAAGUAUACUUUAAAGACCAAACAGAAAUAAAAACCAUUGCAGUGUGCAGCUAAUGUCUGAUGUCACUGAUCUAAAAUUGUGAAUUUGGAGUCAAUGUACCAAAUCUUGUAAUUAAUUUAUUUUCAAUAUAAACUCUAUCAAUGUAUCACUUGCAUACAAUAUACUAUUAACCGCAAGGUCUGAUUGCGAUAUUCUCUUAUGAUUAACGCUAUUGAAAUGUUUAAAAACUAGUCCAUGACAAAAGGCUUGUUUCUUAAUGUACCAUGUGGCCUGUGGUUUGACUUUGCCCACCCUUGCUCUAAUGCACAAGCUGUAAGCAAUCACCCAGUCCCUUCCACCAAGUCAAUGUAGAACUCCUAACCCCCAAAGCACAUGUAUUUCUUUUAAGAAAAACUGAUGUAUUUAAAUUCAUUUAAUCCAAUUAUAAGCUACUUUAUUUUAAAAAUGCCUGGUUUUCAGUUAUUUCACUAUUUGAUGGAAUAUCAAGUUUGUUUUUUAACUUUCUGCAAGAUUUGACAACAACAUGAGGACAAAUUUUUCUUUGGGAAUCUUCGCAUGCAUAUGCUGUAGUUUAACAUGUGGGUGAGUACUAUAAUGUAAUUCUUUAUGGUUUCAUCAUUACAUUGGUACCCAGAAUCUCCAAGUAAAUUUUUGUAGGCAACAACAUAUUACUUUACAGUAUCAAGCUCAUAUAAUCUCUAACAAAAUAACUGUUAGACAUAGGGGUGUUGUUUCUAUUUCACUUCAAGAAAUAAUGUGUAGAUAAUGAAAAAUGUGAAACAAUAAGCCUAUUUAUUAUUGCCGUUUCUUCCACUUACCUUACUUUAUGUAAAUUUAUAUGUGGAAUAGGAGAGAAAAUGUAAGGCAUUGAGACUUACUUCUACUUUUCAAAAAUAACUUUUUUGCUUUUGUGGGUUUUUGAUGGAUUUAUCAUUGUGAGUUUCUUCAUUAAUCUGUAGCAUAUAGAGAAAUAAUGAAAUGCUUUAUUUCAAACCACUGAAUUUAACUGACCUGAAUAAGAUGCAUUCCUCUAGUUUUAUUUAAACGCUUUAAUAUUUGUUGGUAAUCAUAAGUUUUGCUUGUGAGCUAUGGGGAGAACUUUGAUAACCUUUGCAACUGUAACAAAAGAAUAUUUUUAUAUCAAUAAACAACAAAAUCUCAAGCAAAUAUAGUCAACCUUAUAAAAUAUCUUGGUAAAUUUACUUCAGGUUAUUCCUUGCGCUUGCUCCAAAAGAAGCUCACCCAGGCUGGCCAUUGAACAUUGCCGUCACAGUUUAUCAGUCUGUCCCUGCUCCGGUCAGCAUGACUGCUACACUUAAAGUUAAGGAAAAGGCCUUGGGAGUAGUUCAAGAGACACUUCAGCCAGGUACAUUGUGAAGAGAAAGGCAAGAGGUUUUGCAUGCUUGCAUUUUGUGAGGCAGGAUUUGAAUAUAAAUAUAUCAUUUAGUUAGUUUCUUCACCUUGAGUCUGAAAUGUAGCCAAUUCAUCCAACAGAAUCUUGCUGCACCCCAGCUAGAAAAGCUUGUUUUAGGUCAUUGCAUUGUAUUCCCUUAAUGUCAUGCAACAUGCUAGUUGACUAGGCUAAAUUAUUGUUAAAAGUGCAGUGGUUAUUUUCAUUCACUGGUCACGAGGGUUACUCAUCUUCUCUGGUACGAGAGUUACGCUCCCUCCCUGGUACAAGAGUUACCUUCCUUCUCUGGUACCAGCGUUACACUCCUUCUCUGUACAAAAGUUAACUUCCUUUUCCGGGGUCAAGGGUUAAAUGCCAUGCCUCUACAAGUGUUAUCUUCCUUCUGGAGUGGUCAUAGAUUAUUGAAACCUUGUGCUUUUUGUCUGCCUCAACACCUGGACUACCCUGAUCUAACUCACAGGGUGGAGCGUUCCUGCGCUGACCAUUACUUCCACAAAAUAGUUUGUAACAGGUCAGGACCAAAGCCCCCCUCAUAACAUUUAUUCCGUGACACUCUGGCACAUGUGUCACAUUCCUGUCCUUGUACAUGUGUCACAUUUUUUUUGUGGCACAUGUGCCACCAUCCUAAUCUGCCACAUAUGUCACACACCUUAUCAAAUUAAGUUCCUGAAUUCUCUUAGAUUUUUUGUAAAAGUUUUUUUGACAAUUUAAAACAAAUUCAAAUCCACUCCACAACACUGAUCAUUUCACCUUGUAUUAGUAUUAAAUGUAAUGACUGCUCUAACCUCCCACUGCUGUUUGAUUACAGGUGAAACCAAGCUGGUGUCAAUUCAGGUAUGUUUACUCAACCUUGUUUGCAUCUCUGUUGUGUAAGAAACAAUUUUCUGUAGUAUGUAAGUUAGUUGUCUAUAUUUAAUUUUCGUUCUAAUAAUGUGGCCUCUCAUCCACCGCAAUGAUUAAGUUUAAGCUUAAUGAAAGUUCCAUCAUGCAAUACUUAUAUUUGAUUACUUUGACAUGAUAUGCGCGUUUUUUUUUCAAAUGUUGAUACCAUAUAUGUUUCUAAUUAUAUUUAAUGAUCUGAGUUUAAGAAACACAAUAAAAAUAAAUUAAGCUUUUUGAAAAGGUGCAUUUAAGGUUGUCGAUCACAAAUAGGGCUUGCUAAAGAAUUUCAAUGGAAAUGUAAAUUGAAGUGAUAAUAUUUUUAACUGAGCUGAACCUUAGUGACUAGUUAGUAUUUAAAACUCCACAAUCGAAGCUAUUGAAUUAACUCUUCCGUUUAAGUACGCUAACAAAGUUGAUUUGUGGAAUACCUUGUACCAAAACUUGAGUCAUCAAUAAUUAUAAUAAUGAAUUGAAAUAAACUAUUCUGUGCAGGUAAUCAUUUCGUCUUAUUGUAAAGCUAAACUUAAUUCAUGGUCCCCAUAUGUUUUAGGUACCUCAUGUGAUCCCAGCACAUGAUGAGGUUGUCUUAUCCAUAGAGGCCAAUGGGGGUGUCACCUACCAGUCCUCAGAGUCUAUCAGACUGAGUCGCAACUCCUCUGUGGUACUUGUUGAGACUGAUAAAGCCAUUUAUAGACCUGGACAGAAAGGUAAGUACUUUCCUCAAGGUCGCUGUAAAAUUGUUCAAAGUAUCGCCAGAUGAGACGCGUGGUUGUGUAAUUUUAGCCUGGGGGUCUAACACUUAAGUCAUGUUUUAGGAACCACCUUUAAAAAAACAUUUAAUAGCACUUGAACAAGAAUUACUAAUACUCUUUGUAACUUGUCAGUCCAAUGUGUCCAAUGGGUUUGUUUUAGUUUCAGUACCGUCUUAGUACAGGAUUAAACAAGAGUUUUAUUUAGUACAGGUUUAAACAAGAGUAUUUUUAGUACAGGUUUAAACAAGAGUUUGUUCAGUGCAGUCUAGUUUCAGGUUUAAACAAGAGUUAGUUGUGUCCACUUGUCUUAAUUUGAUUUCAGUUCGUAUCCGGGUCAUCAUUGUUGAUAAGGAUCUGAAACCUGUAUUCCUUCCAGUAACUUUGACUGUUGUGGUAAGAUAUCAUUAUUUUUCCAUAAUUGUAUUGUACUAUUUACUAAUCUACUGCUUGAUUUUUGUAUAAAGUUUAGGAGAACAAAAGAUGGGUAUUGAUAAUGCCAUUUGGAUGAAAUAAUUUUACUUUAUUUCAGCAUUACCAAGACAUAUACAUGUCAUUUAGCACCCAACUGCUUUCUUUGUUUCAUUUAGCACCCCCAUGCUUUUUUUUUUCAUUCAGUGCCCCCACUACUUUCUUUUGUCAGUUAGCACCCCAAAUACUUUCUUUUGUCAGUUAGCACCCCAAAUACUUUCUUUUGUCAGUUAGCACCCCAAAUACUUUCUUUUGUCAUUUGUGCCCUAAGUACGUUCUUUUGUCAUUUAGCACCACAAAUUUCUCAUACUAUUUUAACUUCUGAAAUUAUAUUUUGAUUAUGGUUAAAUAGAUUCUUUAUUUAACUUUUUUCUAUUUACCAAUGAUCUCUAAAGAAAAUAUGUAUAACUGCAGUUUAAAUAAAAUAUCUUAGAGAUCGCGUGAGAGAGAGAGAGACGGAGAGGUUUAUUACAUGAACUCAGUUAUGUUAAAAAUAUUUGUUCUGUUUUGAUACAGAAUUCUAAAAACAACAAACUUGAAGAAUUCAAUAACAUCACCUCAAGAAAUGGUAAAAGUUAUAACUUUUUUAUCUGGACUUUUCAAUACUUAAACGGUGCAUUAAUGUUCCACUAAUGUGAAAUGCUAUUUUGAGGGAAUUGGCACUCGCAAAGGUAGCCAUUUCUACGAUCAUAUAAUAAUAUUUAUUAAAAUCAACUCCAAGUUUUAACAUAUUUCUAAAAUAGAUUGCUGAAGCAUCAGUUAGGAAAAAACUAAGAGUGAGUUACAAUUAAAUAAUAAAUGAAUAUAACGAACCAUGGCGUCAAAUCUUUUAUUUUUUUAUUUUUGGAACAUUGGUUGAAAUGGAUUUGUGUCAUAUAACCAGGUAGUGUCUUGUCUUGAGGUCAGCACUCAAAAAUCGUUACAUGGGUAAAAUGAGAAAUUAAUGGAAUUAUUUUAUAUAAGAUGACUAAAAUAUUGUUUUAAACAUUGAAAACAGAUUUUAUGCUCUUAUACUCAGGUGUUAUUGAGCGUAUUUUUGAGUUGUCUGACUAUCCAUCCCUUGGCGUCUGGAAAAUAAAUGUAGCUCAUGAAGAUACCAGGCUGUACACUCAUUUAUUCACAGUCGAGGAAUUCGGUAAGGCAAAUAUACUUUAUUCAAGAUUAUAAGUAUUUGAUAAUCAGUAUGAUUUAUUGUCCAAUGUGGAAUGGACUCUGUCUGAAGAAAAAAAUAAUCUCUAAAAGUAUAAAUGUUAGCUUUUAUCAUCCCUGGAGGCAUUGGUUUGGUGCUCCAGUUAUUAGUUGUAGGUAGCAGUCAAAGCCAAACUUGUCUUCCCUGGAGGCAUUGGUUUGUUGCUCCAAUUGUUAGUGGCAGAUAGCAGUCAAAGUCAAGUUUGUCUUCCUUAAGGAUCUUUACCAGUUUCUGCUUUAAAAAAACCCAUUUAAAACCAAAAUAAACUUAGCAAUUUUAUCAUUAUUAGUGGUCUUAUAUAGCGUGGUACCACAGCCAAGGGCUGGGCUCACUGUGCUGUGUAUAAAAAUAUUAGGAAACACAAUCAUGACGUUAAAAAAUAACAUACUUUUCUUUAAUUAAAAAGCAGCAAUAUAACAACAAAACAAAAACAAAUGUAUGUUUACACCACCCACCCCGGAACUUUUAAAUAUAUCUCUGUUUCUACUUCAGUGCUGCCAAGGUUUUCUGUUGAGGUCAUUGCCAAGCCAAACUUCAUAGUGACCACUGACAAAAACAGCAGGCCAACUAUAACUGUUAGUGCCAAGUAAGUUAUGCCAUAGGGUGUUUUUGUUUUCUUGUUAAAUUUAAAAAAUAAUUAAUUCUCAGUGAGUGAACUGCAGAGAUCUAAAGAUAUUAGUGUAACUAAAAGUUGUUGCAAAGACUUCAGCGCUACUACUGACCCUCCACCCCACAGCUUGCUGAGAACUGAAUUGAAUAUUCCCCUUGUGCGCAAGCAACUUUAAUAAUACUCUAUUGAAUGCCCUCUGUGCACUGCAACGCACCUGGUUUACUGAUGAUGUUUAAAUUCAAGUCUGUUUUGUUUGGCAACAAAAGUAGCAUGUUUGCUGGCACAUUCUGGCCACCUCCGGUCCAGGAAGUUCUCAAAUAAAAAAAAGCAUCUGUUCCUUCAUAUUCCCCCCCCUUUCUUCAAAGACACAGCGGUUGGGCCCGGCUUUGGGAAAAAACUGUUUCCUAGAAGUUUUUACUGCAACUAUUGUCAUUUCCUGGAAGACAGUGAUGUGGAUAAAGUCCACAGCCCAGGGUCUGCAUGGCACCUUAAAGUUAAUCUUACUGAAUUACACACUGUUAAGAUUCAAGUCAGACUUAUUCUACUGAAUUGUCACACAGUUCAGAUUACAGUCAGGCUUACUCUACUGCAUCAAGUUUCAGUCCACUAAAUCCAGCACUUGCUUUCCUUGUUAUUGGCAUGGUUAUUCUUUAAAACCGAUUUAAAGACACAUCUAUUUCGCAAACACAUUCUGGGAUGAUUGUCUACCUUAUUUUCCAGUUAAUGCAUAAUGGCUGUGUUGCUUAGAGUUGAAAUGGCUAGAAAGACUUUGCCAUUGUAUGCUUGUAAUUAGUUUUUGUAGUGUUGCGUUUGUUUUAAAUGUGGUAAAUUAUAGAUUUGUUUUUGGUUGACUUUGUACCGUGUGUUUUUGAAAUGAUCUUUAUUAUUAUUAUUAUUAUUAUUAUUCUCCAAAAACCAAGCUGUUAGUAAAUUGGAUGAGAUUAACAGCAGAGUAAGUAAUUGUUCUUCUCAAUGAGAAUACAUUUAGGCAGUCUCUUGUAAUACCUUGAGUUGUUUUUUCUCUACCAGAUACACCUAUGGAAAAGGGGUUCAAGGCAAAUGUGCUCUGACCAUAGUUAACAUACCUAACACAGCAGAGGUCUGGUACAAAGAGGUAAACAUUGAUGCCCAGAAGGCUUACCAAAACUAAUCCAUACUCUGGUGGGAUUUGAGCCUAAUGAUCUCAUAAAGAAAGUCAAUUCAAUGGCUUAUUCCAUGAGCAAUGGACCAGUUAAACAACCCCUAAAAACAAAGUUUUUCUUAUAAAUCAUUUAUAAAAUGUAAUUGGGGGGGGGGGGCUGGAAAUUUGUCAAAACAUCUAUACAAGUAUAACGCACUCUAUAAGGAAUCCCAUAUUUAAUAAAUGUAAUUGGGGGGGGGGGCUGGAAAUUUGUCAAAACAUCUAAACAAGUAUAACGCACUCUAUAAGGAACCCCAAUUAGUGCACACCCCUACCCCCCCCUCCCCCCCCCCCCAAAUGCUCACAACCGCUCAUUUUUUUCAAACUUCUGAACUAUAUUAAUAUACUAAUGACUCGCUCACUUUUACACCACAGGUUUAUUUUACCAACUAUUUCAGAAAAAAAAUAUUACUGACCAAACGCACUUGCAAUUUUAAAAAAAAAAAAAAAUCUCUUUUCCGCAGUUAUUGGCAAUUUUAUUUCGUGAAAUCAUCAUCAUAUUUCCUUCCACUUCCCCUUGAAAAAUAGGAAAAACUGAUUUUUGGGGGGUUGGGAAUUGAUUGAAUGUGUUGUCAUCAGCAAUGAGGCUACGUGCCAAGUUUCAGUGCGCCAAUAAGCCGUCCGAAGAUUUCACCAGCCACGAACAAAUACAAAAUUAAUAUAAAGGAUUUAAUAAAAAUGACAUGAUGUGUUCAGAUGAGAUGACUGCCAUUGAAAUGCUCUCUAGUGCUCAUACCUAACUAAAAUGAUCUCAGAGCCUCACUAAUUGAAUAUGUCUUCAUGCCUUCCAUACUUGUGUCAAAGAUUUCAGCAAAGUGUUUCAUAAAUAAGGACUGUGGACAAAUUCAGUAGCACUUUUUAAAAUCAAAAUAAGUGCUUUUUAUAAUCUUGCUUUUAUUGCUGGUCACUGAAGCUGUCGUUAGUAUAAUUUUCUAAUGGAUUUUUGAUGUCUUGCUGCGCUAACGCAGCUGACAGAGUCUGGAACAGCAGAGUUUACCAACAUCAACUGGCAAGUACUUGAGGGUGGUUUCACAGGGGCUGUAACUCUCAGGGCAGAAGUAACGGAUGAGACUGGCAGAAAGGAGGCAGGGGAGACCACUCUGCACCUGCACCAGCAUCCCAUCAAAAUUAAGAUUCUGGAUAAGUCCACCAAGGUUUUGAGGACUGGACUGCCUGCCGACAUCUAUGUAAGAUACGAUCAUUUUUAUUAGAUAUAUGCUAUAGAAAUAUUUUGUGUUCCAAAUAUAGUUAGAGGCCAUUAUUCCCUUUGAAAGGUUUGAACUUUUUUGUCUGUUAGAGGCUUAUAAAAGAGUCUUGAUUGUCUGUUAGAGGCUUAUGAAAGUCUUGUAUAUCUGUUGGAAGCUUAUGAAACAGUCUUAAGGAAACAAAGACGCAUCCUCUAUGUAAUUACUGUAUCUGUAAUUAUGAUGAUCAUCAUAUUUUAAGUAAAUAGAAAAAAUGUGAACUUAGCAUUUCUUAACUAGAUGUCUUGUAUGUAAUAGAAAACAUGUAAACUUAGCAUUUCUUAACUAGAUGUCUUGUAUGUAAUAGAAAAAAUGUAAACUUAGCAUUUCUUAACUAGAUGUCUUGUAUGUAAUAGAAAAAAUGUAAACUUAGCAUUUCUUAACUAGAUGUCUUGUAUGUAAUAGAAAAAAUGUAAACUUAGCAUUUCUUAACUAGAUGUCUUGUAUGUAAGAACUUUGGGAUGUCCGUUUUAAAAAAAUGAGAUAGUUUCCAUAAGCAGAUCUGUUUACCCUCUGAAAAUCAUACAAUGUUGUCACAAAAUCGUACAAUACGUAUCUUAAUAGUAAGUAAAUAAACAUACAACAUAUAUAAUGUGUACAAUAACUACUGGCAUCACGUGUCUAGUGGAAUCGAGUUAAGCUGGCAUCAAAAAGAAAAAGGUAACUGAAGGUAAAAAGUAGAUGACUGACAUUUAUGUUGCUAUCUACAGUCACUUUGUUGUGCAGACGUGUAUCUGCUAUAAAUAUCAUUUAAUUUUUAGGUGAACAUGCAGAUCACAUUAUCUCAAGCUGUCACUGGUAAAAAUAAAGUUGCUAGUGAAAUUUAACAUGGUUCAAACUUGAAAUUAGAUUAAAAGCUGUAAAUGGGUGAAGGUAAGAGGGGAAAUUAAAAAUAAUAUUGCCGUUUUGCACAUUCUAAAAAUAGAUUUCAAAGGCCACCUCCGAUUGUAUAAUAUAUGUCAAAAUCUAAUAUUGUUGUGUACAACAGUUGAGAAUGCAUUUUUUAGUUUUUUCGUCACCAUUAAGCGGCAAGAAACAAUUAUGUCAUACAGAUCCACGUCAAAACAAACGUGAAGAAGGGCCAUCUAAAUAGUACAUGCACAAAAAAAAAAAUCUAAAUUUUCUCCCCCCCCCUCUCCCCCUGUUGCACAUGUACUUUUUUGAAGGGCACUCUGCAUACAUACAAUGAGCUUUCUACCCCCCCCCCUUCUAUUAAAAAAAAAAUAUUCAAUAAUCUUUCUAUAUUUAUGAUGUUACAGUUAACAAAAUGUGACAUGCGUUUUCACCACUGACUGUUUGGACACGUCCAAAAGAUAAGCCACAUACCCUGUAUGCUCGUUGCCCUUGGGCAGGGCCAUGACAAUCGGGCAAAGAGCAACGGGGACGCCAAAAUCAGGGGGGCAAAAAGCAAUGGGCCCCCAAAUCAGGGUGUGCCAAAAUCGCCUUAAGAAAGGAUCUUAAUAAUGAAUUAAAUGAUAAAAUCGUAUUUAUUUCAGAAAGACAAUAAAAAAGGUGGUAAAAAUUGUCGUUUUACUAUUGCGCGCCUUUGGGGAACACAUUUUUCUAUAUGGGUUGAUGCGGCUUCCUUACAAGGGCGUUGUGAAAUAUUAAACAAUUUAUUUUCCACUUUUAAUCCUAUGUGCCAUCUUUCAGUCAUGGUGCAAACAGCAACCCACUACUGUUUGCAGUUAGUAGAUAGUGGUUAGUCAACUACGUGCAUGUUAUAUUUAUUUUUACCUAACCCUUUAUUUUAUUUCAUUGAUGUAUUUCGAAGUGUACUUGUUAGAAUUAAACAGAGAGUCUGCAAAAAACCUGAAUUGGGCUUAGGUGCCAAGACACAAAAAAUUAGAAGCAUUGGUAUAGCCCAACAAAAGAUACGUCACAUGCACGUUGAACAUACGUUGUGCUAAAUAUUACUGUUAUGUUUAUACUACUUAGUCCCAUACUAUUUGAGUAUAUUUAGCGAGUUCAUUUGUGAAAAUACAUGCCAACACUAUGCCCGAUAAUUCCUGAUAUUUUUACAGCAUUUGAAAUAUAAAUAUGCUAAUUUCAGACUUUUAGGAUCAUUAUUGUAGACUUUUUUAAUAGCGUUCAUGUCUUCUACUGAGGGAAAAAACCCUCUUCCCCCACCUCCCCCUUCACCUAUAAUUAUGAGAAGGUGGCUUUGUUAAUUUUAUUGACUUAAAUAUUUAGAAAAAACUACCGCAAUGUAUAUAUUUUCAAGCCAGUCUUUUAAAAUCGUACUUCUGAUGGACUUGGCAUACAAUCAUAAAAGACACCUCAAAUCGUUAAUUGUACACCAAAAUCGUAAGAGUAAACAGGUCUGCUUAAGGCCUUUGAAGCUAAACAAAACUUGAAUUAUCAACAUUUGAUUUAAAAAGUCAAAUGUGUUUUUCCUUGCUUUAAACUUGCGUGAUCAUAAACAAAUUAAAAGUUUAAGCAAUGAUGAGAAUGCUAAUAAGAUCUACAUUUUCUUUAGGGAUGUUUUACCCAGGGCAUUUUUAAGUGAAAUAAUUCCUGUGCUCUACAGGUUCAAGUUUCAGACCACAGCGGAAAUCCAGUGUCUCCUGUAAAUGUCAUUCUGAGCUUGACGUUUGUUUCUUUGAAACCGUUUGAAUGGGCCGGGACCAUACCAGAGGGGGAGACCAUAGUCAGCCACACCUUCAUCCCCACUGCUGAUCAUGACAGUAUGUACAGAUAUUAUCACAGAGGUGGCUACAUGAAGGUAACCCGUCACUGUGUUACAUUUACAUACCAAACACAACAAACGUAAUCAAGCUGGCUUGCACCUUGCACCUUCAUUGUUCAGCCUCACUGUCUUCACCAUUCUGACUGAUCCUUUCUUUGGAGGAGUCUUUGGGAUCUGCAUCAGAGAUUGAACUCAAACCAAACUGUUGUUAAACACUUAAAAUCCACAUGACAUCAAUUGGCGUGUGUAAAGCAGAGCAACUAGAAAAAUUCAUAAAUAAUCUCCUCUUCAACGCACACAUUCUUACAAGUAUGUUUUCUUCAUGAAUGGUUAAAAACAAGAGCUUUCAAAUCAAAAACUGUUUGUUAAUACACUUUAUUUGAUCCACUAUAUUUAGAGUGUAAAUAUCUAACGCAUUUUUAAAUGAUGGAACUUUAAAAUACAUUUUACAGGCAAGCCUAGCAUCUCAACCAGAUGUAACAGACAUAAUGGAUCUACAGUUAUACAUGGCCAGCGCGCAAACAGCUGUCUCUAUCAAGUCACUCAAUGGCAAGGUCAGACAAUGUAUUUACUUUUCUUUCUUCUAAGUCAUAAUUCAUUUGGACAUUGUGAGAUCAACUGUGUGACCAAGUGCCCAGUUCAGAGACAGAUUUUGAUCUUUAAAUCACUUACUGUUUUACAUUUUCAAUUGCCUCCAGCUUAAAGCUUUAUUUUCGUUUCACAUCCCAUUUUCAACGUUAUUUUCCUUACCAGCCUAAUCUUAGCCACAGGGUUAAAAGCUCUUUAAAAGUAAUAAGAGUUUCAUGCUAUAAGCCAGUUUAUUUUUUGUAGACAUUUUUUUCCCCCCACAUUAAAUUAAUGUCAUUUUUGUUUGUUCUUGAUUUGAGCCCAUCAGCUAUAAAUUAGCUGAUAGAGGACCGAGACAGUUUUUCUGAUAGAGGACUGAGACGGUUUCUCUGAUGGAGGACUGAGACAGUUUCUCUGGUAGAGGACUGAGACAGUUUUUCUGAUAAAGGACUGAGACAGUUUCUCUGAUAGAGGACUGAGACAGUUUUUCUGAUAAAGGACUGAGACAGUUUCUCUGAUGGAGGACUGAAACAGUUUCUCUGAUAGAGGACUGAGACAGUUUUUCUGAUAAAGGACUGAGACAGUUUCUCUGAUAGAGGACUGAGACAGUUUUUCUGAUAAAGGACUGAGACAGUUUCUCUGAUAGAGGACUGAGACGGUUUCUCUGAUGGAGGACUGAGACAGUUUCUCUGAUGGAGGACUGAAACAGUUUCUCUGAUAGAGGACAGAGACAGUUUUUCUGAUGGAGGACUGAGACAGUUUCUCUGAUAGAGGACUAACACGGUUUUUCUGAUGGAGGACUGAGACAGUUUCUAUGAUAAAGGGCGCACAACAAUUUUUCUGAUAGAGGAUGCACUAAAAUUUCUCGGAUAGAGGACUUAGAAAUGGAGAAUUUUAUAACAAUGUCUAGACCUAUCAUUUCUUUGCACUCACAGAACCUCAUGGUAGGUGUGGAAGCUCUGUUCAGUGUGAAUAAGACACUUCCAGAAAAUUCAAACUCGACACUGGCCUACGUUGUAAGUUGACUUGUUGUAGAAUGUCAUGGGGUGAGGCAGAUCAUAUUACACUCAAUGAAUCCAAUCUGAGAAAAGUUUUGUUUUCUGUAUGAAUUUUUUUUUUUUUAUUUUUUUUUUUUCUUUAAUGUUUCCAGGAAAUAGAAUUUUAAAAGUCUUUUUUUUUUUUAAAACGAGUAGCAGAAUACUUAAAAAAUUAUUUUUUCAAUGAAUCCAAUCUGAGAAAAGUUUUGUUUUCUGUAUGAAUUUUUUUUUUUUUAUUUUUUUUUUUCAUUAAUGUUGCCAGGAAAUAGAAUUUUAAAAGUCUUUUUUUUUUGUAAAACGAGUAGCAGAAUACUUAAAAAAUUAUUUUUUCAUAAAUGAAAAAUUAUUGUGUCUUUGCAUCAAAUUAAAUUUGUAUUUAAAAGUGAAAAAUUAAGAUUAAAAAUAUGUAUUGUAUAGAAAGGGGAGUGGGGGUGGGGAAUGGUUUUGCAAAAAAUGAUCCAAAACAUUUUUAUACAGACUUUGUCAGCCCUCUCUUAUCAUUUAAAAAAAAAAUUAAUGUACCAGAGCGCAAUAUUGAAUCUGCAUGCAUCUUAAUAUAUUCUGUAGAAACUGUAGACCAAAAAUGUGACAGUCUGAUCCAGGUAUUUUAAAAUUGCUAAAAAUCUUCUUGUUGAGUUUGUUCUCCUGUUAUGUCUUUUGCAGACUUAAAAAAAAGAAAUAUCUUAAUUGUAAAGUGUUACUGCAUUCCAAUUUCCUGGCUCUAGUGGUUACGUGAUCAUGAAAUUUUCAUUUGUUGUAGGUUGUGAGCAACGGCAACAUUAUACAAGCAGGACCAGUGAGGGACAGCAUCAUUCGGCUCACACCCACACUGGAGUUCUGUCCAUCGGGCAAACUGAUGGUCUACAUGAUUAUAGACAACAAAGACAGAAGCCAACUUGGAACUGAAGGGGAAGUGGUGGUGGAUGCACUUGAUCUCAUGGUGUCAAGAUGCUUCAGCAAAGAGGUCAUUGAUGUGUAACAAAUUUUGUUGCAACUUGUUAGCUCAUUUAAUUUUUAUGCCUUACUGAUUUUUUUUUUUAUGUGAAUACUCUGUUAUAUAAGGCUGUGUAGUUCUUUUGACCAUUUUUCAUUCAUCAAUGUUUUAAAAUUAUUCAGAAUAUUUAUUGAUAUGGCUUUUUCCCCACUUUUACCUUUUACAGAGUUUGACUCACAACCAGCAAAAAUAUUGCACAAAGAAUCUCUAGGAUGAUCUCUGGGAUGGGAAUUCAUUAAAAAAUAGAAAACUGCCUGUAGUUGAAGUUCUUGUAGCCUCCCACUUAUUUUUUACUAAAGGAGUCACCCCUGAUUCCAGUUUGAGUCACACCUGACUCCAGUGGGAGUCACCCCUGAUACCGCUAUGAGACACCCCUGAUUCCACUAUAAGUCACCCCUGAUUCCACUGUGAGACAUCUCUGAUUCCACUAUGAGUCACCCCUGAUUCCACUAUGAGUCACCCCUGAUUCCACUGGGAGUCACCCCUGAUUCCACUAUGAUUCACCCCUGAUUCCACUAUGAGUCACCCCUGAUUCCACUAUGAGUCACCCCUGAUUCCACUAUGAGUCACCUCUGAUUCCACUAUGAUUCACCCCUGAUUCCACUUUGAGUCACCCCUGAUACGACUAUGAGUCACCCCUGAUUCCACCGGGAGUCACCCCUGAUUCCACUUUGAGUCACCCCUGAUUCCACCAUGAGUCACCCCUGAUUCCACUGUGAGUCACCCCUGAUUCCACUGGGAGUCACCCCUGAUUCCACUAUGAGUCACCCCUGAUUCCACUAUGAGUCACCCCUGAUUCCACUUUGAGUCACCCCUGACUCCAGUAUGAGUCACCCCUGAUUCCACUAUGAGUCACCCCUGAUUCCACUAUGAGUCACCCCUGAUUCCACUAUGAGUCACCCCUGAUUCCACUUUGAGUCACCCCUGAUACGACUAUGAGUCACCCCUGAUUCCACCGGGAGUCACCCUCUGAUUCUACUAUGCGUCACCCCUGAUUCCACUAUGAGUCACCCCUGAUUCCACUGUGAGUCAUCCCUGAUUCCACUGUGAGUCACCCCUGAUUCCACUGUGAGUCACCCCUGAUUCCACUAUGAGUCACCCCUGAUUCCACUAUGAGUCACCCCUGAUUCCACUGGGAGUCACCCCUGAUUCCACUAUGAGUCACCCCUGAUUCCACUAUGAGUCACCCUUGAUUCCACUGUGAGACAUCCCUGAAUCCUCUGCAAGUCACCCCUGAUUGGCUUGUUUAUGCCCUGAUUGCACUGGGAGUCACCCCCUGACUCCACUGGAAGUCACCCCUUGACUCCACUGUCCUGUUCUUAAAUGUUUAAAGUCCAUGGUAAUGAAAAAUUGUUUUUAGGGUUAAACUCGCUAAUAUUUAAAAAAAUCUUUUCCUCCUUGUUUGGGGAUCAGGUGGAAGUGUCAUUUCUUUCUGAUGAGACGCGCAUUGGAACUGAGGUAGACCUGAAUGUGGCCAUCUCACGUACUGACGGCUCAAAUGCCAUGGCUGGUGUGCAUGAUGUGUUCUACCUUGCGGUGGAUAAAAGUAUUGUGCUGCUUCAAGGUAGCACAGAUUUGAAUAAAGACAAGGUAUGAUCGUAUAUGUACAAUUAGCCAAAUGAGAAAUACAUUGGAUUUGUGCUUUAUUCUGAAGUUCAGUGGUCAGUAAUCUUUUUGUGCGAAGGGAUGUAUGGUAAUUGAUUUUUGCUUUGGCAGGCUGAAGGAUAAUAUUGUAUAAACUUCUUUAAAGAUUGGUUUUGAAAAUUAUAGAGAAGCUAGACCUGUUUACUCUUACCAUUUUGGCGUACAAUAUACAAUUUUUAGAUGUCUUUUAUGAUUGUACGCCGAGACCCGCCAAAACUACGAUUUUCAGAGACCCGGUUAAAAAAUAUUUGUGUAAUUUUGUCUGAUUUAAAAAAAAGUUACAUAAAGUUUCUUGUGUUCAAGCUUUAACCCUUAUAAAGAUCUGGCGGUGAAUGGACAGAGAAUAGCAAUUGGCUUUUGUAUAUUUUUAAAGAAGGGACCAUCCUUCAUUAUAUUAUGGCAUUUAUGGACACACUGAAAGGGGAGGUGGGGUUGUUGAUUAAAGAGAUUGGUGGCAUACGAGAAACACGGGUUAGGGGGAUAGGUGGGAGUGUCAAAAGAUAUAACAAAUAUAACCGCAACGCAUCCUAUUGAUGGUGGUGAUUGUCAUAGUGUUGCUUUGUGUGUCAUAGUGAACUAGAUAGCUGCGUCAACAACAAUCUUCAGACUAGUCGCCUGGCAGCAACUUCACUCACCACCCCCUUGGACUGCUACUGUUACCAAGCAUGUGUUCGGCACAACCACAGCUGUUGUGAAAAGAGAGAAAACUAGAGAUUAAGAUGUAGUCAACGGCAUUAAAAAAAAUAUUUUAGAACUUGCAAAGCAGCUCUAUCCCCUCAAAUUUUAAUACAACAGUUUAGUAUUACUACUACUACUACCAAACCCCCCGCCCCCCACACACACACUUUUUUUUUACAGCUUGUGGUAGUUAAUAGUCUAUUAUACUAUGGCAGUGGUCGGCAAAACGGGGUUCGCAUGCGGCUCGACCUGAGUGCGGCUCGGCCGAAAUCGGUUUUUACUCCGAAAAACAUAGUUCUUGUCAGGUUCUUGAAAAUUUGGCUCGCAAAAUUUGUUUAAUGAUCCUGCUGCUGAUUUUUGGCUCUUUUGACUAAUGAGUUUGCUGAACACUGCUCUAUAGUAUGUUAACGUAAAAAGUCAGGCGCAUAUUGGAUAGACGAGGGCAAUAUGUUUUUCCUAUUAAUGAAGGUGGGGAAGGUGGGUUCGUCACCAGCACGGAAAUACGUAUUAGUGGACUACAGUGUGCUGUCACUAUGUCGUGUUAAAUAUGACUACUACAGCGACCUCUUUAUGAAAACACAAAGCAUUAGUAUACGAUAAUGCAAAACAUUGUGGUGAUAUUUGUUUAGCCUUAAUAAUAAUAAUAGACCUAAUUAGAAUUCGUGGCUUUCACAGAUUUUCAGAUGACAGUUGGUUCUAUAAGAGACUGUCAGGAAUCAGGAUAAUUAUUUAGAAUUUAUGCAUACAUGUAGUUGUAUUCUGGUGCUCCCCUCCCCAAAUCAAAAAUCAUAUGCAUCCUCAGCGAGUAAGUAAUAUUUGGAUGGCCCUUUUCGUUGACAAGGUGCGGCUGUGGGAUGGGGUAUGAAUAAUUUCUAACUUUUUCAUUUUUAUUUUAAAUGUUAUAUUUGGAUUGUCCAAACAGCUUUGGCGUUCGAAUUUUGCUGCAUUGACGUAUGAGCACAUUGCAUGAUUUUGAUGUUACCAUUAUUAUUAAAUUGAAUCUGCGAUAAUUUUUAUUUUCGGUUCCGUAGUUUACCUCACUUAGUAUUUUACGAUAUGACCUUGAAAAAAAGAAAGGCUUGCAAAAUCGAUGAUGAAGAAGAAACUUCUCUUUCUACCGAUGCACAUCCGAUUUAACAAAAGAAAAAGAAAGUUUAUCAGCAGAUUGUCUUGCUUCAAUAUCAGACAAACUUUACUGAGUUGAGUUCUUCAUCGAAUGGUUCGUCAUACGUGCAUUGCACAAUCCGCAAGUCUAAAAUAUUCAUCUCAAAACUCUGAAAGUAAAAAAAAAUAGCAUUCUAUUUAUAUCUCAAAUGCUGUAAAAUACCACCCAAUGUUUUGUAGGAAUUAUUGCCGUGAUGUUGUCAAGAUGUAUUUUCACCAAAAAACUCGCUAGCAGUAGUAGAGAAAUUACAAUAAUGUUUAGUCAGGAGUGUUCAGAGCGCGUGUGACGUAUAUUUCAUUGGGCUACGCCAGUGGUUCUUAUAUUUUCGUUUCCCGGCGCCUAUGCCAGAUUAGGUUUUUGCAGGCUCCCAGAGUGAAAAUCUUACAUGUAAACUUCAAAAUAGGGAAUACACAAAUAAAGGGUGGGAUGAAAAUAAAUAUAUUGUUUAUGUAGGUCACAAACAUGGAGGUAUCUAUAGCAGAUGCAGGUCUUCAAAAUGAAGUGACCGCAGUUUGCAGUUGAAGUCAGUCCUAUACUGAUUACAUUCAGUUCCAUUUUUUGACAACCCUGAACUGGAUGCCACUGAACACGCUAUACCGGUAGUUACUGUAUACAUUAUAUAUUAUAUAUACUGUAUAUUUAUUUAUUUACUAUUAAGAUACUGUAUUGUACGAUUUUGAGACGAUAUUGUACGAUUUUAGGAGUUUGAGGGUAAACAGGUCUGGAACUUUAAAUUUUGCUGUGAUUAUCAUUAUUUAAUAAAUAUUGUUUUAUGUUAACACUGUGAUAAUAAUUUUCAAAGACUUUUACAUAUAAAUAAUCAUUCUCAUGAAACAUAAACAUAAAGUUCUUGGAAGGUCUUUCAGGCAGUUUCAGCAGGGGUUAGGUUGCUCACCUCGCUGUAGUUCAUCUGGUCAUUCCUCUUUCCAUGUUAACUCCCAUCAAGGGCCACAAACAAACUCUUUACAAAACCUUUUCAUCCCCAGUGUUGUUUUCCAUCUCUCUAUCUACUUUGUGCCCUUUCCAAGAAAUUUUCCUCUUCCCUCACUGAAAAUAAUAUUUAUUUGAUUCUCCCCCACCCCAAACCGUCUGGCCAAUUCUUCCUAAACAAUAAAUUUUGAAAUGCAUGGGUCUACAACAUUGCUGUUUACAUUCCAUGGGUUCCCACCAAUGGUUCGCCACCCUAAAUGAAACUAAAUGAGAUUUCUGUUGUGAUUUCUUGUAUAGCUACUUUCAUAAGAGAUGUCUUGUAAAGCAGCUUUCAUAACCAUUCUCAGGUCUUGUAAGAUUCAGAUAUGAAUAGUGUUACAAAAAAAAGUCAACUGAAUAAUUUGCUCAAUAUUUAUUUUACUAGACUGGGCUGUGGUCUAAAAUGCUGUUGUCAUGUUUGUAUUUGCUAAAAUGUCUUAUUGGUUAAUUAAGUUUUUCUAGGUGUCAGUAUAUGCCGAUGAAAACAUUUCAUGAUCUGGUCAGCAAAUCCAAUAAACAUGUCCAUUUAUGAUUAUUUCAGCUUCAUUUCAUUACCAAUAUGAAGCAAAAAUGAUGUUAAUAAAGUAUUAUUUUUUUCCACCCACAGGUUACACAAGGCUUUUCUAUUUUUGAAUCUGUAGCAUCCCCCUCAGAUGAUACAUCCCCUUACACAGCUUCAGGAUAUUUUAAUGUAAGUAGAAAAAAUCACUUUUUUCUAAUCAUUAUGCAAAGUGGCCAUUCAGGUUGAUGAAACUAAACAAUGGUCGGCAGUUUACAAUGACAAUGGGAGGGUGGUUUAUUCUGGUCUGUCUCUGGCAGCUGUGGCUUAGCUGACAUGACAGCUCUUUGUUUACUUCAAAGGCUGUUUUAGUCCCCAGCUGACUGGGCUUUCCGCCUUCUGACCGCACUCGAGGUUAAGGUUGUACACCCACAUUUCAGACUCACCCAUUCAAGGGCUUUAAAAGGUAUCUGUUUCACCUUUGGGCUCUGUACACUUUAUCCAGAUUUCUACAGGGAACAAGGGAUAUGCAGCUGAACAACCUGGUGUAUCACUCUGUUUAAAGUAUCAGACUGACUCAUGACAAUAUUGUAUUGCCAAAUAUUAGACCAAUUUAUCUCCCAGUGCAUCAUUCUACCUUUACUUUCUUUGUCAAAAAAAAAAAAGAGCUUGGCCCUGAUAUACAUUACCCAAACUGAAGUAAACCCGAAUCAAGAGUUGGUUUAUUAUUCCGGAGUGGAAAUUGAGCAAGAAGAAGCAGCCUUAGGUUUGUUGUUUUUCAAAAUAUUUUAUUUGACUUUUCCCGCUGCCUGAAUUAGAAAAAAGUGCUGCUUUCUCUCAUCUAUUAACAGCUUCUUUCAUUAUAUUUCACCCACUAAUUUGGCACUUUGGGUUUUUCUUUAUUCACACUUGUGUUGUUUCAAAAUAUGAACAUACCAAUAGUGAGCUUGAAUUAAAUUCCAGAUGAACUUAAUUAAUUUUUCUCUCUUUGCUAAGAGAGAAUUUGGACAUAAUGAAUAUUUAAAUAUCUAUAGUAACUUUCUUUGAAGAAUAUUUGAAAAGAGUGCUUUUCUUUUUCUUUUUUUUUUUGUUGUAAGAAUUAAGGUGCUGGAUAAAUACUGCCAAAUAAAUGUAGCUGAAUGGUCUUGGACAAAAUAAUUAGUUUUUUCUGCAAAUAUGCAGCCCUGCCAGAAAUGACUAUCACAGCUCCAUUCAGUGUAGAGAUGGGAAUCAAACCCAAACCAAACACACCAAACUCGAACCCUUCUGACAAAUGACUGCAAUGAACCGAACCUUGCUGACAGCCGAACUGAACUGAACCAAAACCCUGCUCAUGACUGAACCUGAAUCGAAUAUAAACUUCAACGUAACUUAGUAUGAAACAACCAGAACAUUCUAUUGCAAACUUAUUAGAACCGUCACUGUUUUACCAAUGUGGUACAUCACUACUUAUGUCACAAUUGCUAGAAAAUUUGAUUGCAAAAUGUUUUUUUGUAAACCAAAAUGAUAUUUUCUAAAUCAUCUGCUACACAACAUCCCUUCACACAUAGAUUCGAUUUUGUUUUAAUGUGUGACAAAGUAAUCAUCAAUGCUAUGUGGCCAACUUUUUUUAUCCAGUGUCAGAAAUUCAUUCAAAACAAACAAAGUUAGAUACCUGUAGGCCUAUUUAUUUAUCGCUGUAGAUGUUUCUCCUACAAGCAGUGAUGUUGGAGGGGAGCUGGCCAAACCCUUGUAUAGAGAGUUGACAUUUUUUCCAACUGCAGAAGUUUUAUCGUGGAUGAGGGCACAAAAAUCUUGGCCUGCCCCUGACGGCACUAAGCCUAGGUGUGCCACUACCUACAAUAUAAACAAUUAACAAACCCCACGCUGCAGUAGAUCCAAAGUGAAGAAAGACAUGAUAGAAAUUGUUUGUUUUAGCCUAUGCCAUUGAAAGGAUUGAUACAUCAUAAUAAACUAUUUCGAAUCGUCCUUUCACUAACCAUAAACAUCAAACCCAUAGAAUAUAUAUGUUUCCUUAUUUUCAUUCAAUUUUAUUGACUUGCGUUUGUUUAUUGAUAAGUUAUAUAAGUCAUGUUGUACUAUGAUAGCUUAAGACAAAAGGUUCUUUUUUUUUUUUUUUUUUUUUUUUUUUAAACCCCUUUUUUUAUUAGAAAUGUAAAAUAUUUUUAUUUAAUUUAAAUUAAAACCAAAUUAAUUUCUUGCGUUUGUUUAUUGAUAAGUUAUAUAAGUCAUGUUGUACUAUGAUAGCUUAAGACAAAAGGUUCUUUUUUUUUUUUUUUUUUUUUCUUUAUAAACCCCUAUUUUUAUUAGAAAUGUAAAAUAUAUUUAUUUAAUCUAAAUUAAAACCAAAUUAAUUUCAAAAUACUGAACACGCUGAACUGCACUGAUUGCCUAAUCCUGCCGACAACCAAACCCGAACUUGUAAAAGAGCGUUUGAUUCCCAUCUCUAAUUAAGUGUAAAGACAAUUUUUAAAGUUGCUAGAUAAUAUUAGAAAUUUUUGUUUUCUUUCCCCUUUAAGAAAUAUGGAAUAGUCCCCAUCACGACAACCAAAGUCGUGGAGAAAAGCACAAGAUUGCAGCUCCGUUUCGGGCAGGUUGCUCCUGGCAUGGGAAUAUUACAAAAGAAUUUUAAAUGUGUGUCUUUGUGUUAGUUUUUUAUUUUUCAUAAAAAAUAUAUUUCUAUAGCAAAUAGUUAAUUUUUUCUUGCUUGCUUUUAUUUAGAUGUCUUUUUAAAAAAUUAAUUACCCAACUAAUUGUUUAAAGAUUUAUGUGUUAUGAAAUCAGACUCUAUAAUAGCUUGUAAAAUAGAUUACUGUUCAGUAGAAAGUAGUUUCUUCCAGAAUUUUUUAGUUUAAACCUGGAACCUGAGAAAUGUUUCAUUAGCCAAUGAGAGCUUACCAUUGUCCAGGGGGAAUUAAUUAGCAGAAAAUUGCUUUAUGGAUAAGUUGUCAUAGUCACCUUGUGAGUGACUUAGUAAACAGCUCAUGAAUUGGCAGUUUUUGUGGGAUUUUACAUAGGACAGUCUUUGCUGCAUUUUAUACACAGUACAGUUUUUUCUGCAUUGUACAUAGGACAGGCUUUGUUGCAUUUUACAUUGGACAGUUUUUGUUGCAUUUUAUAUAGGACAGUCUUUGUUGCAUUUUAAAUUGGACAGUCUUUCUUGCAUUUUACAUAGGAGAACCUUGAUUGAUGUUUUUUUUUAUUUACCUCUGGCUCGACACUUUUGUGUGUGCCAAGUUUUCAUUUUGCCCAUCCUCAAAACAGCAAACACUCUUUUAAAUGGCCAGAACGGUCAUCAGCAAUGCUCUCCCAUUCUCUUAUAUUGAUGCUGUCUGCUUUUAUAUCUCUUUCACAUGACCUUGUAGUGAAGGUGCGGUUGUCCAGUUUGUCUUGCCCACUCUGCCAAUUCCUGGUAUAGCAGGUGCUUAUGAACAUAGCCUGCUUCCAUGGACCAGCUAAUGAAAUAGUUCCUUGCUGAGAGUGGAGAAUAUUCUGUACUCUCUGGCACAUUCCAAAACUGUCCAGCCAUGUUCUGUGCAGAUGAGCCAAAAACUUCUUAGAUGGAAGCUGUUGAGUUUCCACUCAUGGCUUGCAUAUGAGGCUCCAUGACAUAGAAGUGCCUACUGAGCAUGCAUGCCUGGCAGAUGCAAAGUUGUGUCCUGUCUGUGAGGUUAGGUGUUCCCCGCCCACAUUUAUUUAUCGCUAACAAGGUUGUACCAAAAUGCAUUUUAAUUUUAAACUCUAAAACAAGGCAUAUCAUAAAUGAUGCAACAAAAGAGUUUUUCUAUCACUUUCAGUGCAUAAACCAGAGUUACAGUUACUAAGAACUUAAUUCUAUUUGUUUUAAGUGGUUAUCCCAACUUUCAAUGAUUUCAGAUGAUUGGUUUGCAGGAAUUUAGAAGUGAAAUAUUAAUGGCCAUAGAUUUUGAAUCACAGCCUAGGGUACUUGCAGUCCAUAGUUCAGACUCAGGUACUUCUGGUCUGUACUUUUGUCAAUAUUAAAAUUUGCUGUUAGUUUAUAGUUGCUGUUACUUUCAAUUGUUAAUUGGAAUUUUAAUCGCACUUAGAAAAAGUUAAUUAAAAAUCAGCUGUUUGUCACAUUGCAACAUGAUCAACAUUUCUGGCUGGAGCUAGAGGUUUGCUAUGGCUAAGGCUAUUUUCAUAUUCAAUUUCCAUAUUACCAUCAAUAGUUUUCUUUACCUCAUAUUAUAAGGAGACCCAUCUAUAAGAUGAUGUCUAGACAAGGGAACAAAUUCUUUUUAACUUCAUGCAGAGGUGGUGUUGAAUCACCAUGCUUUUGCCAGAUGUAGUAAUUUAUGGUAAUUGUAUACCAAUCAACCUUCCCCCUUUAUUUAAAUUUAUUAAGAAACCUGUCCCAAUUGGCCCUACUAUAAAAGCUGUGUAACUCCCCCCCCCCCUGUACAUCUUUUAUAACUGUACAACUUUCAGAUGUGAUGAUGUGAUGUUCACUUUGUAGUUAGCACAUGAACCUAAUCUCUGUGCAGCCAUGUUCUCCUGCAUCAUGUUGGAUUUCCUCUCCAUUGAAUCUAUAAAUUGUAAUAUAAUCUGUGCAUCUAAAUGUAUACACAUUUUCUGGUAUAAUGUCCUGUGUGAUCACUUUCUAUUGUAUAUUUCUGUGCUCAAAUAUCUCUUAAUAAUGAGGCCAGUCAUUUUUUUUUCAUUUGACUUGAGAGGAAUACGCUCUCAAGCCUCUUGCCCUACUUGCAACACCCUGCCCGAUUACACCCAUUUCUUAAUUUACUAUCUAAAACUCAAAUAGGGGUCUAUAACAGGCACAACUUUUCUCAAACCCAAUAAGAUAAUGUAUAAAUAUGUUCUUAAAUCUUGCCAAUGACUCUUCCCACUUUGAAACCAAAAUCCUUUAAAAUUGAACAAAUGUGUAAGUCUUUUUUAUUCAAAUUGCUGCAAAGAUCUCCUUUAAAAUUGAACAAAUCUGAAGCCAUAUUUUGAGUAAAUUAAGGUACAUUCACACUGCGGAUUUGUUACUUGAAUUCUCAACUUUCUGUGCCUACGUGCUACUCGCUGCUAAGAAAAUGGGGCCACCAAGUUUCACACGUUUUUUUUUUACUCUUGCCAUACAUUUUCUGCUGGAUAUGUACAGAAACAAUUGAAUCAUAUUUUUAUCACUGAGCUUGCACUAUCAUCAUCAGCUGACAGGUUAGUGGCAAAGCAACUGGUAGAAAAUAUGGAGUGGACGAACAAAUAAGAUGAAUUAAAUAUCAGUUAACUUGUUUACAAAUGUUAUAAUCGAUAGUUUUUUUUUAGGAUGGUAUAAUUUGUAGUUGAAAGAUUAUAUUUGAGUGGGCAAGACAAAAAAAAUGUACAGUAGCAUUGUCUAUUUAUAAAAAAUGGAAGCAAAGAUUUUAAAAAAAUGUUAGGUUCUAAUUUUUCUGUGCAUUGGUAAAAUCAUAUUGAAAAAAAAAGACAAAUGUAUUCAUUUAGGUAGCCACAUGUAGUCACAUUAUGCUGACCCUUGCACUACCACAUACUUUUAAAAUUCAUAAAUAAUUUUAAAGAUUAUGAAUCGGAUCCAUAUUGGAGAUCAGUGUGAAUGCCUCUGUGGGACAUCUGUGCCAUUGAUUCUCAACAUGGAUUCACUGAUGAGCAUUGUGGCUGCAACAAAUGAGCAGUGUUAGCGUACCUUUAAGCUGUGUCCAAGUUUGCAUCAAAUUUAAACCUUUGUCAUGCAUAAGUCUUUGUUUUCUGCAACUUGCAGCUUUUGCCUGUGGUAGUGGUCGCCAACCACCAGCUUGGGAACCACAAUUUACCCUUUUUUUUCCCUCUUUUUAAAAAAAAUGGUAAUAAUUUAUAAGGGGGAGAGACUGCAACCAGUUUAGCAAAAGAGAAAAGUAGUGUAACAAAGUACAAGAAAAACUGAUAUGCAACAAAACAACGGAUGUGAAGAAACCUUCAUCAGCUGACAGACAACAAUAAAAACAGAAUUAAAUUAAAAUAACACAGCUUAAAUGUAGCAUCCAAGAGGGCAGCAUGAGAAUUAUUACAGAAAAUAAGUAGGUGAGAGAUUAAAUGCAGGCUAAAGGGAAAAGAAAAGAGUAAAAGUAAGUCCACUGCGAUAGGUCGUGAGGGGGAGGGGUGGAGCAAGGUUUACAAUGUGAAUGAGACCAUGACAUUAAGGUUUUCCCAUACUUUUGUUUACUCAUUUCUUCAAUUUUUAAGAACAAUCUACAAUUUCUUGUGGCUCACAAAAUAUUUUCUUAGGAGAUUUAAUAUGAAAUUUAAAAAUUGGAUCCUCACGCAAAAAAAAUGUGCUUACCCCCGGCCUAUGGGCUUUGAGUAACUGGUACACAAAAGGUACUAAAUAACCCAUUUAAAUUAUAUUAGCCCUGUGUUCAAUUAUAAAUUCCCAAUCAUUGAUCUUGCUUUUUCCAGUAGAUGUUGUGAAAUGUUACUUAAGACAAAAUUAAUUAAAAUAAACCAACUUAUUUCACUUUGCACUAUAAAAUAGUACACCAAAUAUUGCUUUAAAGACUAUGCUAUUUUGUGUUUUAGCUUUUGAUGUCAUUUUGUGUUUUUGCUAGUUUUGCUUUUCUGCUACUUACUUUGAAUAUUUAUUUUAACAAUUAUUAUGCAUCAAGUCAUAAAUAUAUACAAAUCUGUAGAUUGCAAUUGAUAUGAUUUAAACAUCUUAUUCAAACUCUUAUCUUUUAUCUUAAUGAAAAAAACCCAACCCUGAAAAUAAAAAUAAAUAAAUAAAAACCAAAGCAUAUUAACCAAACUAGUACCUCUGAUUUAAAUAAUGUUUUGUUACCUUCAAUAAUUGUUACAACUUAGACCUCAAGUGAUUUUAUUUUAAAAUAAUAAUUAAAUUUAUCUUUAAAGCUAUGGUAGUUAUAAUUGUUUCAUGAUGAAAAUGACAUUUAAAUGUUUCUUUUCCCAUAGUUUACAUUGUGAAAAUUCAUUUAAAAUAUUUAAGAGCUUAUAUAUUACAUUUAAAAAAAAAUUAAAUCCAAAAAUGAAGGGGUGAAUUUAUUAAAUGACUUUCUUUUCUACAAAAUAAUUGUUACAAAUUAACAAAAUUAAAAAGGUACUUUGAUUGAUUUUACAAAUUACUCUAAACGUGCUACAAAAUUGAAGAAGCUGUUAUUAUUGAGUGUUUAAACUCAAUUUUUAAUUAUCAUUGAUCAGUUUAAGAAAAUUGAUUACAGUACAUUGGCUUAAUUUUGCAGAUGAUGAAAUUAUGAGAAAUGAUGUACCAAUUUCAAAGCUACCAGUACCAGCUGUAGACAAAUUAGAAAAGCCAACUUCUAAACCCCGUAAAGAUUUCCCAGACACAUGGCUUUGGGGCCAAGGCAGAACUAAGUAAUUUUUUUAUUUUUUAUUUAUCAUUUCCUUUGGUGGAAAUGUCCUUUGGUGGAAAUGUCCUUUGGUGGAAAUGUCCUUUGGUGGAAAUGUGCAAAAGUUAUGGCUGUAAACUUUAUGGAGUUUUUUUAUUAAAAACUGGAAGUCCACAAUGUAUAGGAAUGUUUACAUAUGUAAAUGAAAUAGCAAAACGAGGUAUGUGGAAACUUGAAUUUAAGGACAGGACAAUAAGAUUAAAACGUUUCAGCAUAGAGCCUUCCUCAGUGCACAGGACAAAUGAACAUAUCAUAAGGAACAGAGCACAACUUGAGUUGUUUACCUUAAAUUUAAGCUUCCACAUACCUUGUUUUGCUAUUUCAUCUACUUAGCUUGAAUGCAGUCCUUUAAUUAUUACAUAUGUAACUAACUUUUUAAAACCAAUGAAGUUUACAUAGGCCUAUACAAUGAGUUUUUUAUGACAUAUACAAUGAGUGUUUUAUGACAAAAGCUGAGUGCAUCAUAAAAUUCCCUGGGAUUAUUGAAUUAGUAACAUUGCAUUCAUUUAGUAAUACAGUGAGACAACAAUGUGCUAUGUCCACGCUCUUAACUACCUGAAAUUUCAUUGCACACCUUUUUAUCAGUCACUGGUGACACAAUCACAUCUUUUUGAAUGUGUAAAAAUAGAUAGAUCACGAGAUCAUCAAGUUGGGUGAAAAUGAAGGAAAAUCUGUUUACAAAAAAUAAAUGAUUUAAAUAUGAAUAAAAAUAAUAAUUACUGUUCAUUAUUUUUUCUUUUCUUUGUGUAAAAGUAAAGGGCUUUGACUCACAUAGACACAUCUGAGCUGAUCCAUGUAAAUCACACUUCCUUCUAACCUAGUGUUGUGGAGUACUUAAAAGCAACCCCUUUGUUUAAAUUCCAGCAUGAAUGGCAAGUUGAGCACCAAGGUGACUCUGCCAGACACAAUAACGUCCUGGAUGGUUUCUGCAUUCGCCAUCAAUGACAAUGGGCUGGCAGUGGGAGAAAAGCCGUUCGAGGUAAGACAGUCAUCAUUGUGGCCUUAUAUAAUGGCUUUGCAAAGCUCAGUUGCCUAAACUUGUGUUUUCAGCUGGUGCCUACAGAUCAGUUACAAGAUCAGUUCAAAUAUGAUCUGGGAGAUGAUAGAAUCCAGGCAUUUUAACAACUUAUAUAACCAAGUUUUUAUGCUGUAAAAAGUCAUAGGGCCAAAGUGAUAAUGUUUGGAAGAUGUUCAGCUGAUAAAUUUUGAAAGCAGGAUGGUCUCUAAGGAGACUGCUAGGCACAUUUAUCAAUAUCAUUUACAAUUUGGUUUAUUUUCAUGUUCUCCUGACCACGCAGCGGCUGCCGUCCUUGGAAAUGGGGAGAUUUUUUUUGUAUGAUAUUUCAUUUUUAUUCUGAUGUUUAUUCAUCCUUCUGAUUAGUUGAAGGCUUUCCAGUUGUUUUUCCUGACCAUGAACUUGCCCUACUCCAUCAAGAGAGGAGAGAUCUUUAUCCUGAAGAUCACCGUUUUCAACUACAGGAACCAGGAUGUUGAUGUAAGUAACUGUGUGACAGGAGAAUAUACAAAAGACUUUAAACAAAGAAAGUCAGUAAAAGUUUGUCAGUACCUUUAUAUAUUGCAAUGUCAUAAUACAGUCAUCGUCGGUCUACCUCCUAUUUAAUUUCAUUUAUUUUAUUUUUUUUAAAAAUUAUUUUGUGUCAUUUCCUGUAAAACACACACCCAAAAUUCUUAUAUAUCAUUUGAUGCUUCAAAAAGAAACCAUUUCCUGUUAGAUUUGAAGGAUUACCGUUCUACUCCUAACAAGCUGAGUUAGGUUUUUAUUCUCUGUUGUCUCUGAUUUUUUUUGCUGUUAUGUUUGGUCUUUCUUCAGCUUUUCCAGUAUCCUGUAUUUUUAUAUUUGAUAAUGCUUCAACCUGACCACAGUCCUUCCCAUAUUACACUAAUGCCUGUGUUAGACUAUCCUCUGCAUUUAUAAUCUGACUUCUCUCUCAUGCAGGCAGUGGUUGCAUUUUCCCACAGUGACCAGUACUCAGUACUGGAGAGUGAAGAGAAUAAUGGAUGGUAUGAAAAAUCAGUGUCGGUAAGUGUUGUUAAAAAUAUCUCAAGCUCAUUCUUUUUCAUUAUCUUGAACAAAGAUUAAGACAUCCAUAAUCACUGAGUCAAACCGUGUGGAGCUGCCACCAAACAUCUUGAUUAGCCAAUAAAAGAUAAACUAAAUGUGCACAAGUCUGCCCUAGUAACAUCUCUAGUGUACUUGAAUUAUGCAGCCAGUGUCACUAUCCCCGUCCCCCUUUUCUUCCAGCUUUUACCAGUGGCAUACUGUUAAAUAGUGGUUUGCAAAUAAAAGAUAGUGUUGUUUACCCUAUAGAACAUUUAGUGGAUUAAACUGUGGUUCACAGAGUAGGAAACUUGGACAUAUAUAUAAUCCACAUGUUAUUUCUUCUGAACUUGAAUCGCCUCCAUAUACAAUUGGAUAAGUUCUUGUUUUCAUUUUGAGUGUCAAAUUUUAAUGGAAGUAUAAAAGGUGCUAAUGUUAAGUUUACAGUCUUUGGCAUAAGUUAUCUGUCUUAAAGAUAAAUUAACAAUCUUAAGGAUAAGUCAUCAGUCUUAAGGAUAAAGGAUAAAGUAUGUAAAAAAAAAAUUUUUUUUAAAUUUUUUAGUUACCCGACUAAAUUUGUCAGCCAACAGGACAGCAGGUAUAUUACAUAAAAUAAAUGCCACUUUCUGAUUAUUUCUGUGUAUGUAAAACUAUUAGUUAAGGUGUUUGUAUUUUACUUCUAUUAUUUAACUAUACAUUCAUUCAAUGCAACUCUUCCAACUCAAAGAUGCCAGCCAACAGGGCAGCAAGUGUGUCAUUUAAAAUCAAUGCCACCGUGAUUGGCAAGAUGGAGUUACAUGUUACAGCCACAGAUGCCAAGGAUGGACAGAAGGACGAAGUGAAGAGAGAGCUUUUAGUCAAGGUAAACAUCUAAUUAUCCUUUCUUUAAAAAACAACAACAAAAACUCAUUAAAAAAUGUGACAAUCUGAUUGAUCUAAAUUGGUUAGAAUAUAGGCAAAAGAGUAAAUCAUCCAGUACACAUUGGCACAUAGCUCAAGGGAGUGCAUGAGAUAAAAAUGCAUAGCAAUAAAUAACCAACUUGUAGUGGUAGAAUGUUGAAAUCAGAUAUGUUGUGCAUCCCAUAUUUAAAAUUAUCUUUGCUAUCUUGUUCAAUGCAUUUACCAAGAGGAUUUCCCUUCACCAUUUUCUAGCCCGAGGGAGAGGAGAGAUCCAGAGCCCUAACCAAGGUCCUGAUGUUGAAGUCUGAAAAGAGCCUGAAUGAGACUUUCUACAUCCAUUGGCCAAGUGAUAAGAUUGUAGCAGAUUCUAAACGAGUGGAAGUCAAAGUGACAGGUUUGUGAUAUGUUCCAGGCAGGGGCAAUGAAUAUGAGCAGCCUGCACAGUUUGUGAUGUAAUUGGUUUGAUUUUAGCACAUUUAAUCAUUCAUAGUUGGUGUAUAAAGUUUGAUGUUACUUUUUUUUAUUUUUAAGAAAAUUGUCACAUUUUUUAAAAAAAAAAAUGGUUUGGUUGAAUAAAACAGUAAUUUAAAGAAGAAAAAUAAUUGCCAGAAAUGUAAAAUUUACGCGUAGAAAUAAUUUAGACACAUUUGUUUUUAAAUAAACAACAUAUUAAUAAGUGGUUUAAAAAUCUGUUUUUAGUCGUUAAUUAUUUAUCCCCUAAUUGUACAUUAAGCAAAUGUGAUGGUUGGAGGAAGAAAGGAGAGAUGCUCAAAACAGAGAAAUUUGUUUCCAUAUUUAAGCUGCAUUAGUUAAGAUUAUCUGCAUUGCAAUCAAGAAGUACCAGGUUUCAAUUCAUUUAGGCCUUCUCCAAACUAUUAGUCAAUAGUAUGGACGCUUUAGCCAAGCUAGGCAGAUUUUUUAAAAUUCUAACCUUGGAAGGUGGAAGAUGGCAGCCAACUUGGCACGGGUUUGUAAUAAAAACCAUCUGCCAAUAUAAAAAAAUAGCUUUCGUCUUCCAAGUUCCUUGGAGUUGCAGGGAAAAAUCCAGGAAGUUAUAAAAAAAAAUUUAUACUUUUAAAAUUCAGAAAUUUGAGUUGAGUUGUAAAUAUUUUUAAUUUAAUUCUUACACUGUUUUAAUUCUGUUACAAUUUUUACUGUCAAUUUAGCUGACAAUAUAUGUAAAUAUAUUUUUGUUCUUUUCCCAUAGGGGAUGUCUUUGGUCAGGCGCUGUCUGGUCUAGAGCAGCUGGUGACUGUACCAUGUGGAUGUGGGGAACAGAACAUGAUCACUACAGUACCCAACAUCUUUGGUCUCAAGUACAUCAGGGAGACAAGGCAAGAAGGAAUGGAGGCUCUGCAGCUCAGCCUGAUCACUAAUAUGAAGAGAGGUUUGUUGUGCUGCACUCAUGAUGAACAUUGUAGUCUCUGACAAACAUUAACAAGUGUUCAGGUAUCUCUGCUUAUUUACUGGCAGAUCUUCAUGUUGACCAUUUUGGCUAACUGACAAAUUAACUUAAUGUUCUAGACUUGAUACUACACUCGUGGGUAACUGAUAAAUUAACUUACAGAUCUAGACAUUACACUACACUCAUGGGUAACUGAUAAGUUAACUUACAGAUCUAGACUUGAUAUUGCACUCAUGAGUAACUGAUAAAUUAACUCACAGAGCUAGAGUUGAUGCUACACUCAUGAGUAACUGAUAAGUUAACUUACAGAUCUAGACUUGAUACUACACUCAUGAGUAACUGAUGAAUUAAGUUACAUAUCUAGACUUGAUACUAUACUCAUGGGUAACUGAUAAAUUAACUUACAGAUCUAGACUUGAUACCACACUCAUAUUGUCCAUUUUGGAUAACUGAUAAAUUAAAUUACAUAUCAUGAAUUAUUUUUAAGCUUUUGAAUUUCUAUGGGGACUCUUAAAAAGAUAACUAAUCCUCUGAUCUAAAUCUGACACAAACGCAGACAGGGAAUCUUAGUUUUCUAUCAGCUCAUCUGAUGUUUGUUUCUAUGUACCAGGAUACCAGCGUCAAGUGGAAGGCUACAGACAUAAGGAUGGCUCUUAUAGUGCUUGGGGUGAAACAUCAGGCAGUCCUGGAAGUACUUGGUAAGCUUUGAUGUGUUGGUAAUUCUUCUUAUUUAAUGGAAAAAACUUUUUGAUAUGGUCUGAUUGUCAUGAUGACCCACUCUUUUAGAACAACUAUGGAUCUGUCAAGACAUUAACGUGGAGAGACUUAUUGUGUUUUAUUAGGAAUUGGCUCAAUUGUGCUUGAAAGCUGAGCAUAUGGUCAAAUCCUCUGAUUUAUAUUAUCGAGUUUUAUUGUUGCACUAGGUGGUGUUGUUUAUGGCCUCGCAUACCAGGAAUGUAAGGUUCUCGAUAAAAGUUACAUUAAUUCCGAUGGCUACAUCAAUAAUCAGACAAAUGACAUCCAUGCCCUUUGAUCAGGCAUGUGGGACAAUAUGGUGUGCUGUUUCAGCACAUGGCCCCUAUUUCACUGAGGAUGACGAAAGCAAUACUAUUAACAUUGCCAAAGAAUGCUGCAGGGGCGUGGUGAUCAAAAUAUUUCUUCAGGAUAUGAGAAGGUUCUGCAGUGCAAGUAAUAGGCAAUGGUAUCACUGAGAUGGGGCAACCAGCCGUAAUGCUUGAGAAUCUAUCGUUACUUGCCAUUAACCAGAUCUUACGCCACCUGAUCCCUACUUGUGGGGAAUGUUACAGGAGAAUAUGUUCAACUGUGAAGAUCUGCUAAGAACUCUGUCUGCAUUAUGUAAGAAAAUAACCUCCUUUUGCAGGAGUCUGCAGCAACCAUUAGGCUUCGUGACCAGGAGUCAUGUUGUGGCCGGUGGAGCUAAGUCAAAUGAACAUAAAUGUUAACUUGAUCAUACAUAUUGCCAAAAGAAUAUUUUAUCAUGAGCCGUUCAUACAUAUAUUUUUUAAUUACAGCUUAGAGGAAUUCGAAAUAUCUCAAUAUUUUUGAAAUAUUCAUUGGUUAUGAGCUAUUUUAAAUAUCCUGCAUUUUUGGGAAACUUCGUAGAUUUUGGCCAUUUCAAAUAUUCCCCUAUUCAGCACUCAAGGUUACUUAGUUUUUAUGUCCAUUGCUUGGUGUUGAUAAAAUUUAAUAUGAUACUUCAACUUCUGACAUAUAUAUGUUCUGUGGUCUUCGGUGUCUUUGGGAAGCUCCCAACGCUAUCAGGCUCAUACCCAUAACUAUUUUCAGUCCAGCUUAACAAAGUUCUGUGUUAUUCUGUAGUUUCGUUCUAUUAUAGCCAUUGUUUCUGGAGAGAUUUUGCAAUCGACGUUUAAAUAUAUAUUUAUCAUAUUUAUAAUAAGAGUUCAAACUACUUUAACCAAGUAUCCUGUCUACCAUAUCGAUUCUAUAGGUAAGUAAACCCUGAAACGUUUUAUUUAUGUCAUUUAAAUUAAUUAAUUAUUAUUAAUUAGUAUGACCCGUCGUGUGUUUUAUUUUGUUCAAUUAAAAAUGAAGACUUGCCAUGUCAUCAACUAGUAAAGAUGUUGGACCAAAGAUGAGAAAAAUCACAAAAGAAUUAAGAAGCUUUCAAGACAGGUGGACUAUAAACAAUUUUUUCAUGGACAUUAAAACGAAGCUCAUAUACUUGAUAUGCAACUAAUCUGUUUUGUUUGUUUUGAAAGAGUAUAACAUCAAACGUCACUACAAGACUAAACAUGCAAAUAAGUUUAAUAAGUAGAAAGGGCAAUUUUGACUAGACCAAGUAAAUGUAUAGAAAAAGAAAAAUUCUGCACAACAAAAGAUAUUUACUAGAGCGGGUUCAGAGUCAACAUGCUUUGUAAAAACUAGUUAGGCAGUAGUCAUGAUACUAGUAAAAAAAAUGGAGGCCAUAAUCAGAUUGUGAAAUGGUAAAGGAAUGUUUGGAGAGGAUCAUUGAAAUUCUGUGUCCAGAAAAGAAGAAAUUUUCUCAAAAAUAAGUCUGUCUCGUCAGACUAUUUUCAGCAAGAAAUUAAAUCAUUGUUUGCAGGCAAGUCAAUAAUAUCCCAGAAUUUGAAGACAAAGAGUGGGUUUGCUACUUUGCAUUUCUGAUUGAUAUAACUAGCCACCUAAAUGACAUUAAUACUUGUCUAGAAAGGAAAUGUCAGUUAAUUAAUAAGAUUUAUGAUCAUAUUUCUGCAUUUCAAAUGAAACUUGGUCUUUGGGAACAACAGUUGAGGACAAAAAACUUUACUCAAUUUUAAAACCGAUUUUAGGAUUUUAAAAUAACAUCAUGUGCUUUUUUUUACAAAUGGAACAGUGUGAAAUGUGAUACACAGUUAAAAGAGAAAUGCCAUCAAGUUGGUUUGAAAGAGUUUUAUAAAACGUAUUUAAAAGUGUGACAUGUUUCCUUGGUUGAAGGGAGGCAUGUUUUCAUUGUUAUCCUUACAACAUGCAAAUUUUCCAUGCCUUGAAGGGUGGCAUGUUUCCAUGCCUUGAAGGGUGGCAUGUUUUCAUGCCUUGAAGGGUGGCAUGUUUCCAUGCCUUGAAGGGUUCCAUGGUUCCAUGCCUUGAAGGGUGCCAUGUUUCCUUGUGUCAUUAAAACUCUAGCCAAAUUUUAUUGGGUUGUAUUUUAUUUUUAUUUUUCAGAAGUGUGUUUUUCCCAGACCAGGAAAAGCUGUAAAAUCUUUAGGAGAUUCUGUUCUAUUGUCAGACAUAAUAUACCUCAUUGUGGCGCUGGUUCUAUUUUAAUAUUAAAGUAACAAACAGUAGAUCUGUUUGUGGUUAUGUUAAUUAACUAAUUAUAAAAAGUGUUGGACUGCAAUAAAGCUUUAAAAUAUAUUAAUAAGACACGAACAAAUUGUGUCAAUAUAACAAUAAAAGUUAUGAUUUAAUAAUAAUUAUAAAUUAUACACAAGUAAAUGUUUCGGCACAUGCCUUCAUCAGUACAUACAAAAAAACCACAUAUAAAUAAGUAUAAAUUAAAUUUACAUAAUAUCAAUAUACACAUCCUACCUAAAACAGAAAAAAUAUAGGAGAGGGUGCUAAAACCAGACAAAAACAAAGUAAAGAGAAGUAGAAAGGAAGUGAUUUUAACAUAAUUGGAAAAACCAAACAGGAAAAAGAGAUGGCAGUUAGGUAAAAUUGUGGAUUUGGUUCAUUCCAUAUGGAGACAACGUACCAAAUCUAGUUAUUAAUUUGUUCUCCAUAUAGAUUCUAUCUGUAGUGUUACUAGUAUAGAGUAUACCAGUAACUACGAUGUCUGAGUUACCAUCAUGGUUAGGGUUAUUGAAAUGUUUGGAGACCGGACAGAGCGCGUGUUUAUUUAUGUUAUAGAGUUGCUCUCUGAACCGGUCCCCAAGGCGACAACCUGUCUCUCCUAUGUAUAAUUUACAGCACUUUUUGCAAAUGAUGGUGUAAAUGUUAUGUUAAUGCAAAUAUUAGGAUUAAUUUGAAUCAACAGGCAGUUAUAUAAGACUGUAUGGCCAGACAAAUGUUCAUACUUGUCAGCUGUAAACUUAGUUUUCAAUGUCUUAUUUUUCAGGCUGACAGCCUUUGUGGUCCGCAGCUUUUCCCAGGCAUCUCAGUUCAUCUCCAUUGACACAGAGGUUCUCAAGUCAGGCAUAGAAUACUUGAGGCUUAAACAGGGCAGAAAUGGCCAAUUUCAAGAAGCUGGAAAGGUCUUGCAUUCAGACAUUCAGGUUAAGAAGUUCUAUUCAAGUGUAUAGAUAUUUUAAUGCCCAUGAGUUUUGUAUUGAAUCAGAGAUCCAUAUUAGCAUCUACAAGCUCAGGUGAGGGUUAAAAAAAAAAUAUAUAUAUGCUCCUAAGUUUGUUCUACUAACGCUAACUACUCAUCUAAUGAGUGUAAAAGCAAAGGAUUUUGGCUUUCCAGACAUAAACCUUAGUAGAGAAAGAUGGUGUAAGAAUUCUUUUUGCUAUUUCAGGCCCUAGGAAUUCUCAUUAGUGUUGAAUAAAUUUCCAGUAAUUCAUAUCCUAGUACUUUUAAGCUAGUUGUUAAUCACUCAAUCGUAUCUUAUUAUAAAAUAGAGAUAUUCAAGUCCAAUUAUUUCCAGGAACACAGCUUAUGACAUUGAUAGUUGUGAUAUUUAUUUCACUAUUUCAUGCUGUCCAGUUUCCUGUGAGGCUUUAGAUAUAGAGUUGGACAUUUUAAUAUUUAAGUAUUUAAAAUAUUUCUUUCUAAAUACUAUUUGUUUAGUUUUGAAUUAAGAUAUUUUUUUUCUUUUUACUGAUCACCUACUGUGUUUCAUAUCAUAUAUUAGUAUUAGAGUAGUGAAUCUGUGUUAUUUUUACCCUUUAAAUGUUCACUCUCAUACUACUCAUAGUUGCAGCCCCUUCAUCCCCUAGACCAACAACCCAAAUCUUCUUUUUUUAGUCACAUCCUAUGAUUAGUGUAACAACAUACCUACAAUUAUUCCUGUGAAAUGUUUUUACACUCUGAAUGUGCAUAUCAUGACUUGUGCAGUUUAACAAUCUUUGCAUAACAUCUGUGGCAUAAUCUUGCUUUGAUAGAAUUUGUGUAUUUUCAGGCAGGCACUGGUUCAGGAGAUGGUCUCACUGUCUAUGUCCUCAUUAGUAUGCUAGAAGCAUCAAAAGCUCUCGGUGAGGUGAGUCAGACAUAUUAGCUGUUAUUGUUUUAGGACUGCAAUGUUGCCUUGUGAAAAAAUAAAUGUGUAGUGGUGGUGUGUGUUUUUAGGAGCACUGGCAUAUGCCCCCAUUUAAACUUCAGGAGAAAUAAACAAUGAUGACCCCCCUUUUUUUUGUGGUGGUGUGUGUUUUUAGGAGCACUGGCAUAUGCCCCAUUUAAACUUCAGGAGAAAUAAACAAUGAUGACCCCCCCUUUUUUUUUUUUGGAAAUGGACGGUUACAGUAACUUUUUUAGCUUUGCAAUGUAUUUGUUUUUUUUAAUCUUUGAAUUUGAUUGUUGUGCAAGUGCCUUUAGGUAGUUUUCAUAAAGCCCUAUUGUAAAGCCAUUUACACAUUAAAAAAGCAUACCAACAUUUAACCAUAAUCGGCACCAUAAUCAGCACCAUAAUCAGCACCACUCAAAUGCUUUGAGCACACUCUUCAAUAGUUCUCAAAAAAAGAAAGAAAUAUAAUUUCUUCCCCUGCAUAUGUGCCUUUUUUGGCCUCAUCAACCACAGAGCAGUCAACUCAACAUGAAGCAGGAAGUGGCGGCUGCCACCCAAUACAUCAGUCAACACAUGAAUGCAGAGACAUUGAAACAGACGGGCAACAAAUUCCUGGCUGCCUUGGUGGCAUACAGCCUGUCAUUGGUCAGUGAUAAUCAAAAUAUUGGCCAGAUUGAUCAGCUGCUUAGCUUUGUCGCAGGUAAGGUUUAUUUUUUUUUUAAAACUAGCUUCAUAACAAGAUCUUGGGAAGUGGCCCCUUCACUACCACAGUUUGUGAAUUAAAGCGACAUAAGCUUUGUUUGUGAUUCGUCAUCACAGAACAUGUCGAAAUCUUGCUUAAAUUUUUGGGGGUCUUAGUUCUUGAUUGUCUGUGUAUUUUAUUACAUUUUAAAAAGAGCAUAGUAAAUUUUUUAUUACUAAUGACCUGGAUUAUUGAAGAUGGUUUGAAAAUUUGCUGCUCAAUUUCAGCAACUAAGGUUUACUUUAUGAAAGAAAAGUGCUCGGUAAACUGAAAGGAAAUCAUUUGUACGAGCCAUAAAAAAAGCUUUGUUAAAUGUGUUUAUUUGUUAAUAAAACAUGCAGAUUCCAGGCAACUUUUUCGCUAAAUUAUAUUUCGCUUAACUUUUAGAUUAAUGGGACAAACAAUUUAUGAUAUAGAUUUUAAACAAUGUAUGUUAAAAGAUUUCAUUAAUUGGAAGGAUUUUUAUUGAAAUAUAUAAAUGCAUUUCCUAUUGGACAGAUUUGACAUUGUCUCAGCACUAUUACUAGUAUUACAGCUCAAAGUCAAUGGUGUCUCAGCACUAUUACUAGUAUUACAGCUCAAAGUCAAUGUUGUCUCAGCACUAUUACUAGUAUUACAGCUCAAAGUCAAUGUUGUCUCAGCACUAUUACUAGUAUUACAGCUCAAAGUCAAUGUUGUCUCAGCACUAUUACUAGUAUUACAGCUCAAAGUCAAUGGUGUCUCAGCACUAUUACUAGUAUUACAGCUCAAAGUCAAUGUUGUCUUAGCACUAUUACUAGUAUUAGAGGUCAAAGUCAAUGUUGUCUUAGCACUAUUACUAGUAUUACAGCUCAAAGUCAAUGUUGUCUUAGCACUAUUACUAGUAUUAGAGGUCAAAGUCAAUGUUGUCUUAGCACUAUUACUAGUAUUAGAGGUCAAAGUCAAUGUUGUCUCAGCACUAUUACUAGUACUACAGCUCAAAGUCAAUGUUGUCUUAGCACUAUUACUAGUAUUAGAGGUCAAAGUCAAUGUUGUCUCAGCACUAUUACUAGUACUACAGCUCAAAGUCAAUGUUGUCUCAGCACUAUUACUAGUACUACAGCUCAAAGUCAAUGUUGUCUUAGCACUAUUACUAGUAUUAGACGUCAAAGUCAAUGUUGUCUCAGCACUAUUACUAGUACUACAGCUCAAAGUCAAUGUUGUCUCAGCACUAUUACUAGUACUACAGCUCAAAGUCAAUGUUGUCUUAGCACUAUUACUAGUAUUAGAGGUCAAAGUCAAUGUUGUCUUAGCACUAUUACUAGUACUACAGCUCAAAGUCAAUGUUGUCUCAGCACUAUUACUAGUAUUACAGCUCAAAGUCAAUGUUGUCUUAGCACUAUUACUAGUAUUAGAGGUCAAAGUCAAUGUUGUCUCAGCACUAUUACUAGUACUACAGCUCAAAGUCAAUGUUGUCUCAGCACUAUUACUAGUACUACAGCUCAAAGUCAAUGUUGUCUCAGCACUAUUACUAGUAUUACAGCUCAAAGUCAAUGUUGUCUUAGCACUAUUACUAGUAUUAGAGGUCAAAGUCAAUGUUGUCUCAGCACUAUUACUAGUACUACAGCUCAAAGUCAAUGUUGUCUCAGCACUAUUACUAGUAUUAGAGGUCAAAGUCAAUGUUGUCUCAGCACUAUUACUAGUACUACAGCUCAAAGUGAAUGUAACAAAUCAUUUUAUGAGUGUCAAAUAUUUUGUUCACAAUUUUUGCACAUAAACUAAUCAUAUCAUACUUUUCAUUCCCCUUUUUUAAAAAAUCUGAUGACUUAUUACCUAUAUAAAUGGGAAAGGCUUUCAGAAUUCUCAUGAGUGAGACUCUUGUUCAUUGAUCAUUGUUCUUUUGUAAGGCAAAUAUAAAAAAGCUUUGGCCAUAAUCAGAAUAAGAGAAUCUGGUUCCUUGCUUCUAACCAGGAGCUGAAAAAAAUCAGCAUUAAUUAAUAUCAUCGGCAUAAUUGUAGAUGCAAAUAGUAGAAAUAAAAAACUUCAUGCUUGCAACAUAGAUGUAUGGUUGUGUAUUCCUCAUUUUACAUUGUUUCUAAAUUUUUAAAAUAUCCAUCAUACCUUUAAAAAGAAAUAAAGUUUGAUGUGUGCAGGAAAGGGGCUAAAAAUAUAAAUAUUCUGGGUGUCUUGAAUCAUUCGUCAAAAGUAUCCAGUGAAUCUGAUCCUUCGCACACGAGUUUAGUGACAGGUAUUGUGUAGUUGUCACAUAUAGUAUAGAUUUCUGAUUGAAAAUGAGAAGAAUUUCUUUCUUUGUAUACAGAUUCUAAAGCUCCGUGGCUAGAGCAAACUGGUCAGCAGAAAUUAAAAAUGGCAGGUGACGUCAAUCAAGCAGACCAGAAUAUUGACUCAGGCUAUGGGGUUAAUCCACAUGCCUCUAAGGACUUAGAAAUUGGAGCCUACGUUCUUCUCACCUACACACACCUUGGACGUUUAGCUGAAGGCUUUGAGCUAAUGAAAUGGCUGCAGUCUCAGCAGAACAGCAAGGGUGGUUUUUACAGCACUCAGGUUAAGUAUUUGAUUCCAUUCUGAAAUAGGAAGAAAAACAAAUCUGGGUAGUUUUGAAUUUCUAAUCAUCAUAGGUAAGAAAGUUGUGAUGGAUAAGAAACCCUUGGUGCCAAUCUGUUAUGUUUGAGUUAGGCCCCAGAGUCCGGUUGUUAUAAUUUGUUAAUUCUCUCUAAACUCAAAAAUAAUUAAGUCUCUCAAACUUAAAAAACUAAAACAUUUAGUGUUGUUUAUAUUUAGCAAAUGUUCAGUUUUCAUGUUUCUUUUUGUGUUUCCAUUUAAAAUUGGCCAAAGUCAGAUCAAAUAUUGAAAUUAGUGGAUUUCACAGAUUCUCAGGUGACAGUUGGCUCUAUAACAGACCGUCAGGAUAAUUGAUGUAGAUUUUUUGCAUACAUAUAGGUACAUUCCGACCCCCCCUCUCCCCCCCCCCGCUCCCAUCAAAGCUGUCAUACAAAUCCUCAGCGAGUACGUAAUAUUUGGGUAAUAAGGGGAGAGAAGCCUUCGUCAGCGAACAAAACGAUAGAAAAAACAAAAUAGAAUUAAAGUUUUAAAAUAGCACUUAGCUUAGAAGUAUUAUCCGAGGGGGCAGCAAAUGAAUUGUGACGGAAAGUAAGUGGGUGAGAGAUUAAAUAGGGAAGAGGGAAACAAAUUUGUUAAAUUUCACCACUAACUUUAUUUUUACCAGUGACAGACUGUGAUAAUGUGAUCUGCACGUUCACCUAAAUAUUACUUGAAUACAAUCACACUGGACAACAAGGACGCAGAAAAAGCGUGGACCACGAUUCGUGAGACGGUCUAUAAUACAGCCGCUGAGCGCCUCGGACCCUCUACGAGGAAACUCAGGGACUGGUUUGACGAAAACAACACAGCGAUCCAAAUGCUAGUUGAGCAAAAACGCCGAGCGUACAAGGCCCUCCAUAAUGACCCAAUGUCAACAGCAAAGACAGCUGCACUUAGGGGCAUCCGCAGCAAGGUCCAGAUACAACUGUGCCAGAUGCAAGAUUCCUGGUUGAAUUCAAAAGCUGAUGAAAUACAGGGCUUUGCAGACAAGAAAGACAUGAAAAACUUCUACCGUGGCCUGAGAGAAAUCUAUGGUGUUGCCACCUCAGGCUCUUCCCCUCUCCUUUGUGCUGAUGGUUCUACGCUCAUUACAGACAAAGAGAAAAUCUUGGAAAGUUGGGCGGAACACUUUGAAAGUGUGCUCAAUACACCUUCCAUCAUUAACGAUGAGGCCAUUGAAAGACUCCCCCAGGUCCCAACGAACAAUUCACUGGACGCCGUUCCAACUUUUGAUGAGAAAAAGACACUGAUCCGCCAAAUGUCCAAUGGCAAAGUACCUGGCCCCGACAUGAUUCCUGCCGAAAUCUACAAGGAGGAUGGACCAGCGCCGACGGUUAAGCUAUUGCGCCUAUUCCAAAUCAUCUGGCAGACGGAAACUGUACCACAAGACCUCAAGGAUGCCUCAAUUAUCCACCUGUACAAACGCAAAGGAAACCGCCUGGCAUGCGACAAUCACCGCGGAAUUUCACUACUGUCCACUGCAGGCAAGAUCUUGGCCCGAGCCCUUCUGAACCGCCUGAAUGCACAUCUGGAGCUAGGUCUCCUACCCGAAAGUCAAUGCGGUUUCGGCAAAAAACGUGGAACCAUAGAUAUGGUGUUUGCUGCUAGGCAGCUUCAAUGAAAUGCCAGGAACAAAAUACAGACCUAUAUACUACAUUUAUCGACUUGAAUAAGGCCUUUGACAGGGUCAAUAGAGGUGGCCUGUGGAAAAUCAUGAAGAAAUACGGAUGCCCAGACAAGUUCACCAGCCUCAUCCGUCAGCUGCAUGAUGGUAUGAUGGCCUGAGUGCAGGACAACGGUCAAUCAUCUCAAGCAUUCCCCGUCACAAACGGUGUAAAGCUGGGUUGUGUUCUUGAUCCCACACUCUUCAGUAUUAUGUAUUCCGCAAUGCUGUCUGAUGCGUUUAAGGACCCCACCACGGGCUUGCCAAUCCGGUUUUGCACCGAUGGAUCAGUAUUUAACCUUAGGAGGCUUCAAGCUAAAACCAAGGUCAAACAUACCACGAUCGACAAGCUUCUGUAUGCAGACGAUUGUGCCCUCAACGCUCCCUCAGAAGCCGUCAUGCAACACAGCGUUGAUAUCUUCUCUGAGGCCUGCAAUAACUUUGGCCUCACAAUCAACACAAAGAAAACUGAAGUGAUGUAUCAGCCAGCUCCCAGUAAGCCCUACAUUGAACCCAACAUCAUCAUCAGUGGACAGCGUCUCAACUCGGUGGAUAAAUUUACUUACUUGGUCAGCACCCUAUCUAGAUCUGUCGUCAUGGAUGAUGAAAUGAAUGGCAGACUCGCAAAAGCUAUAGUGUCAUAUUUGGCAGGCUCCGCAGCACUGUUUGGGACAGGAGAGGUAUCAGAUGAGAAACAAAGCUCAAGGUCUAUAGCGCAGCAGUCCUCCCGACACUGCUCUAUGGAUGUGAAACGUGGACAGUCUACCAGCGUCACGCCAAGACACUGAAUCAUUUUCACACUACCUGCCUCAGGAAACUCCUCGACAUCAGGUGGCAAGACAAAGUCCCUGACACCGAGGUCCUCGCUAGAGCGAACCUACCAAGUAUCUUCACGACUCUGAUGCAGUCUCAGCUCCGUUGGAUGGGACACGUAGCCCGUAUGGAAGACCACCGGCUCCCGAAACAAUUAUUCUUCGGAGAACUCACGAUAGGCAAGCGCUCCCAAGGAGGUUAAAAAAGCGUUACAAAGACUCACUGAAAGUGGCACUAAAGGCCUUCAGCAUAAACCCUACUCAAUGGGUGCAGACAGCCCAGGACAGAGCCAGGUGGAGAGCUGCUGUCAAGAAGGGGGCUAAAUCCCAUGAAGCUAAUAGAAUAACCACAGCUGAGACACGCAGGCUUGUCCGAAAGAGCAACAUUAGGUCACCGUCUGAAGCAACUAUUCCAUGCCCACGGUGUCAUAGAUUAUUCCGAGCAAGGAUCGGUCUAGCAAGCCACCUACGAGCUCACCGUAAUCCCAACCUCCCCCUAACCGGAUGACUCGAUGGUCCUAGUCGAUUUCGGCGGACGAACAACAACACUUGAUAUCUAUAGCAGAUACACGUGUUCACGUCUGCCAAACAAAAUGACCGCAGUUUGCAGUUAACGUUAGUUAUCUCCUGUUUACCUUCAGUGCCAUUUUUUUUACGCCAACUUAGCUUGAUUCCCCCAAACACACAAUGCCAGUAGUUAUUGUACACAUUAGAUAGACUGUAGUUUUAUUUAUUUACUAUUAAGAUAAUGUAUUGUACGAUUUUAGGAGUUUUAGGGUAAACAGAUCUGCAGUAAGCUUCUUUAUUUGCAUAAGUGACAUGCCUAAAGACUUAGAACUUCUCGUAUGUAGUUUUUGAAAUGUUGCAUUUUGUAUUUCAAUGUGGUAAAAUAUUUUUUUUUUUUCAUUUCUCUUUUAAUAAGGAUGACUUUGUAUGCGCUUCGAGCCUUUAGGGAUGAAGCGUGAUUUUAAAUAAGCUUUAUUAUUAUUAUAAUUUUCACUGCGACUGAAUCACUUAUUUAGUUAGUGAUGGCUUAAGUUUAUUUACUCCAUAAUUUUCUACUUUAGGCCUAUACAACUGCUGGCUGUCAACCAGAGCUUUACUUUUGUAGUCAGAAAAUUAACCUGUUACAAUCUCCUGUGAAUUUUCUCAGACUGCUUUCUUAGACUACCACAGUAGUUAAACAAUCAGCCUUGCACAGUUUCCUGAGAAUCUUCUUAAACUGCUUUUUUAAAAUACCACAAUAGUAUUUAGUAUUUCUAGGCUAACGAUUAACCACUUACACAGUUUUGUGUGAAUUUUCUACAGCCGCUUUCAUAGAUUUAGAAUAAAAUUGUUGUCCAGCAAUGAAAUUCAUACAGUUGUAUGUUAAUUCUUUAACAGGACACCGUCAUGGUGUUGCAGGCACUGUCUGAGUUUGGAUCAAAGUUCAAUAAACUCAAGGGUCAGGAGGCAACUCUAAGUAUCACAGAACCAGCCCAAUUCCUAUUUAAUGUGUCAGGGUCAAGGUCACUUCUGCUGCAGACAGCAGUGGUAGGUUUUGAAUGUUUACUCGAUUUGUAUCUUUUUUUUAUUUUGCUCUAGCAGAUUGAAUGACCUUAUUUUACAAAUAAAUUUGAAAAGUUCUGUUACAAAAUAUCAAAAUUCAAUGAUGGGGUGUAUUUUAAUUUAAAUGCAGCCAUAAAAAUAAAACUUCGAUGGAGAAGAGUCAGGUAAUUUGAGUGUUUCUAUUGGCUGAAAGUCUUCAUCUUUUACUUCAUUUUAGUUAAUAACCUUACUAGUCAUUUGUUAAAAUCUAGGGAUAUAUUAAAAAAAAAAAUAAAUCUUGAAACCUUAACAUUAUUUCUGUUCAGGUCACCCAUUUAAAUUCAUCAUUAAAUCUCACAAACUUAAUUAUAUUAAGACAUUCAGAUUUUGAAUCUCAUGUACAGCUUCCUAGUGAAACUGAGAAGGUCCAAGUGACAAUGACUGGUGAACAUGACAGCAUCGUUGUAGUUAAAGUGAGUGCAAAAUAAGAAAUAUAAGUGUUUUUAGAUACAUCACAGAAAGGAUUUAUUAGAGUGUGAAGAAAAAAGAGGUUCACUGAUCUCAUGUAUACUUGUUAGUCUCAGAGAUGGCAUGAUGGCUGCUAUGCACUACUGUUAAAAGAGCCCAAUAUUCCCUUGUCACUAGGUUGUUUACACCUACCACACACUUGCUGGAGAUGAUGACACAGUCCCACAAGAGUCAGAAUUGUCCAUAGUCACCAAAUCUACAAAAGUCUCAGAAAAUAUGCACAAAGUUGAGGCCUGUGUAAAGAGGUAAUCUACAUUAUACCAGCCAAAGGCCCAGGAAAUGCAAACAAUUAAGUCAAUCUUGUCACUAAGGGAUUUCAUUGAUGGUUGAUUUCUACGCAAGAGAAAUACUUUAGAUAUCUUGUGUAUAAAUUGUUGUAAGAGUAAAAUGGUGUCGUUUUAAAAUAUAUAUUUAUUUUAUGUGCUGAAAAGGAAUAUUUACAAUGUAAUAAAAAAAAUCAUUUCCAUUUCUUUGGAUUAAUAAAAGAAUAUUUUUUUGUCUUCAAAUAAAUUAGCUUCUUUAUCAUCUUCAUUUUAAAUCUAGUCAUAAGAAAAGGUGAUAGACUUAAGUAAAACACAAACUUCCAGUGAAAUGAAGACAAAAUGUAUUAAGUAAGAAACAACAGGCUAGAAUAAAAACACCAAUAAUAAUAAUAAUUGUGACCACUAAACAAUUUGCAGUUGUUCCCACUCACUUAUAAAUGUUGAGCUUUUUUAAAACGAAACUUUUAAAACUGAUUCCUUCCAGCUUGGGCACCCUCACUUACAAUGGUAUGUUUGUGACGAGUAUUAUUCUGCCAUCGGGAGAGAAGCCCUACGAGGACUCAGCAACAAUUUUGUCCCACAAUCCUAGGGCUUCACGUGUGGAUACAGAUGAAAAGGCCAUACAUUUCUAUAUGGAUAGCGUAUGUAUUAUUUUUUUUAUAUUUGACAUGGCAUAAUGUUUGGAUUCACACAUAUGGUCUCAUUUUCUGAUUACUAAAGCACCCCACUACCCUUUAUGCCGCUACAAUUUUUUUUACUUACUUAUGUAAGUUUGCCAUGAUGGCAAACUCAUUUUCAUUAUUUUUUUAUGCAGUUACAAUAAGUUUUAUGAUUUUUCAGUUGUGCUACAAUUCUUAUAAUUUGUUAUGUGCAGAAAUCGCUAACUAUGAUUUGGGAUGUUAAUAAUUUUUUUUGCCAUUCUAGUAUCACUUUUAUGUGCGCUCAUUAAAAUGUAUAAGAACCUUCAACACCUCCUCAAAGACAGAAGAUGCGUUAAUCAGCAAUAGGCAUCUGCAACGGUUACUCAAUAAUUUUUAAACAUUCUUUUGGUAUUGCAACUCAUUAAAUCUUUUUAUGGUUUGGAUUAUUAAAAAAAGUUACUGAUAUUACUUUGCUUUUGCACUCUGUACUAAAAUUUCAAAAUUGGCACUGCAUGUUAGUCUCAUAUGCAUAAGCAGAUUGUUAUGUUCUGUUAUCAGUAUGGAGAAAUUAAUCUCUUAUUUAAGUAUAUAGCUCGUUCUAAAUCAGUACACAACAAAAGACAAUACCGUAUGUUAAAUACCAUAACAAAGAAUACGAUACUCAAACCAAGGCAAAUCACAAUUAAUAAAUUUAUUAGGUUUAUAAUAAAUUUCAAAAUCAGAAAUAAAUAAAUCUAUUGACUUACAGUAUAAUGAUUGGCUUGUACUGGUACAAUGUUGAAGAAGAUACAAUGUUCUUAAAAAGGUAAAAAUGAUGAAAAGGAAUCUACACACACAUCAAAAUGUUAGUAAACAAAUCUCUGUCUCUUAUAGAAAAUCUCUCUUAUCUGAUCUUGCCCUCGCUCAAUCUCUCUAGGUGUAUAUACAGCCUGUUUCAUAGAUACCUCUUGAACGGACUUACACAUUCUAUUCCUUUCUUGAUAUUUCUACAGAAUUAUACUGAAUUCUAAUAAUAAUACAGACCAUAGAUGUUAGAUAGUUGUAACCAAGGUCAAGAGAGAAUAUAUUUAGUUAGCCACACCCUAAUAGUGCUGCCCAACUUGGGGUCAGCUUAAGUUUAUUCACCAGAAAGAUGAAUGAAAGUAAACGAGACGCCAAUAACAAGAUUUACGAGAGUUGAUUCUUUUGUAAGAAGAUAGUUGCCCCAUUGGUCUAUAUUUUUACCGGCAUCAUCGAGACAGGCUGUACAAUUUUUAAAAUUGACCACAUUGAUUUCCACCUAAAUUUCACUAUGAUGUAUGAUGGAGCCUUUAUCAUUGAAAUACUGCAAUGGGCUUUAUUAAACAAUUUAUAAAAUUGUUUUAAAAAACCUUAUUUUAAGGCAGAUAUCAUUUUCCCAUUCAUGAAUGAAGACUUUUUAUUAAUGUCACAUAGUUUCCUCUUGCAUUUACCUACUGAUAUAAACAGGCGCCUGGUGAUGGCUACUGCCUUCAUGCUCACCUUGAGCGACAACUGGACUUUGAAGUUCAGAAGCCAGGCUCUGCCAGAGUUUAUGCUUACUACAGCCCAGGUAAUGACAGCCUACUAAAUGAACUAAAACAUUGACUUGAUAUAAAUGUUAUACUUUAUAAUUUGAUGUAUUUUAUGUUUAUAAGAAUACUUGAGUUCAGAUGUUGCCAGAUUUAUUACUGAUGAAUUUAUUCAAUACAGAGAAUGCGAAAGAAGUGGCCUUGGUCCUAGAAGGCAAGUCAACGAUGUGCAGCAGUGACCACUGUGAAACCGAUGGUGCCAUCAUGAUCAACGUGGCCAGUCUGUUCCUAACUACAACCAUCUGCACCCUUGUUGCCCUGUUGAUGUGUAUUUGAACAGGAAAGAAGGAACUCAGCUGAGCUUUUAGGUAGCUGCUAGGACUCCACAGUCAGAUCUUCUUUUAAUGAAAUAUGCAACAGUUUGUUGUUUCUUACUAUGUGCAUUACAUUUGUGACAGAUUGAAACUUCUCUGAUCAAGAUCACUUGGCAUUUUAUGCUUCAGAACAGUUCAUAUACAUAUAUUUUUAGAGCAAUACGGGGACAACUGCAAUAAGAAAUAUUCAAAGGGUAGAGGAAAACACGAAGACAGACAAUGACAGAAAGUAAAUGCUUCUAUCAAAAAGCAUUGGACAGGAAACACAGUUGAAGACAGAGACAAACACUCUUACUUUUUUUGCUGUCCAUGGCUUUUUUGGUUGAAACUUUUACUUUCUGCUACUGUCCUUCAGAUUUGACUCUACCCUUUGUGUAUUUCUCAUUUUUAGAGCAGAACUCUAACAAAAUGACACAACCUUUUAGGUGAUCAUAUAUUAGACAUACAGACAACUCAUGAUGCUAUUGAUCAAUGGAGACGCCAAAAUAUAAAAGCUGUCAAUGACCUUGUCUCAACACAUGAUGACCGAAAGGAUCUGCAUCAAGUAAUGGAUAUUUUAUAUUUGAAAAGUUAGACUAGCAGUAGCCUUACUCAUAAAAUAGUUGUUCUGCAAGUUAGGAGUUACAUGCUUAUUAUAACAGACAUUUUAAAGAAUAAAUAUAUGAAUAUAUAACUAAGCAGUGGAUUCAGUUUACUCAGUCCAGCAGUUAAUAUGGUGGCAGCUCAUCAAAAACAAAAAAUAAUAUAAUCAGAAGUUGCCAGCCUAGACUUGCACCCAGGACAGUAAAUUAGUGGGAGAAAGUUGGUGAAGAUUAGCAGCAAGACCAUAUUCUGCAGUCUAGGGAUUCUCUGGCCAGGAGAUAAUGUCAUACAGGUAAUGGGGAGAUUAAGUGUUACAGUUACAGGUAAUGGGGGAAAAAAGUUUUCAUCUUGGAAUACACAUAAGAACGAAAAUUUUACAAUAGAAAACUCUAACUUUCAGAAUGCUAUUGUGGCUAUUUUUAGCCAAUGUUAGUUAUUUUGUGUCCAUUUUAUUUUAAAUUUGUUUCAUAUUUCAUAAACUAUUUAUUUAUUCUCUCCCUUUGUCACACUUUAAAAGGAGUCUCUUAUAAUUGUUUGAGUCACUAAAUGGGGUCUAAAUUCUGAACCCACUAAAGAGAAUUCAUUGGAUGAGAAAACAAAUGAGCCAGUGGAUAAUUUUGUCUCUACAUGUUGUGGUGCCCGGUAACUUUAAUUGUUGGGUAACUGUUGUUUGACCUGUCUUUCAAGCACUUAUUUUAAGGCAUUUUUGUUUUCUUUUUUUAUACCCCCCAAGUAUAUCAUAUUCCCAUUGCAACAGCUUACAGACAAGUUGUUUACAGUGCUGCGGUGCUGGUACUCUCGACUCUACAGCUCUGGUUCUGUGAUCAAGUCAUUUUGUUAAUGAUGUGUAUUCAAGGUAUUGUUGUAUUCAGGUCUUUCAAAGUACUUAAAUGUAUUUUGAGGGGGUCUGCUAGAUAACAUAAUGAUUUCUGUUUAUGAACAGCUAACCGUUUCUUCCAUCUCAAAGUUUUAUUGACAACAUUCAAGAUUUAUUUUAAAAUGGGAAACUUCUUAUGCACAACACACUCAAUUGAUCUCAUAUGGGAGAGAGGGCCAAUAAUCGUCUUAAAACAUUAAAUGAAUCCUAGCUUCUAAAAAUCACAGAUGUGAAAGAUGGAAUCCCAUCUUGUAAUUCCUAAUGAUGGUUAAUUAUUACCUAAUAUUAAACCUGUGUUUUGUUAACAAAGUGUUUUUAAAAUAAAAAGUUUCUUAGUGUAUUUUUAAUUUAUAUUAAAUAUGUGUGCAGCACCCUUUUUAAUCUAUAUCCCUGUAGAGCAAUAAGUCUGCUUAUGAUAAAGUUGUUUUAAUAUAGCAAUAUACAUUUCAUAAACAGUGUAAAUACAUUAAUACUUUUUUUAACCUUAACUGCUUUUUUUGUUUAUAUUAAAAAUGUCAUUUAAUGAUUGCACAACAAGAAGGGAAGAUUUGGAACAUUGACCCCAACUGUUUAUAGUGUGUUCCAUUCAUAAUGUUGAGGAAAUGAAAAAUAUCUAAAAGUAACAAUUUUUUCAACCUUUUCUUGUUGUGUCUAUUUUGUGUGUGUCCAUAUUGGUACAUGAUCAUGGGCGCCC
Messenger RNA from Lymnaea stagnalis (great pond snail), 48200 nucleotides. The record is from the annotation of a GenBank genome assembly. NCBI's taxonomy places the organism in Eukaryota, Metazoa, Mollusca, Gastropoda, Lymnaeidae.